CCUCAAUGUAUAAAACAUGUUCAUAGCUCCCUCUGAUGACCACUGGAAACCACACAACAUUUCUGCUAGUUCGUGCAUUCAGCUGCUGAGUGGUUAGAUCUAAUUGCUUCCAAGUGAGGUCAGCAAAAGGUAUUUAUCGAAAAGCAUUGAACAACAACAGGCUCAACACACACAGAAAACCCCUCUUGCGUGUUGAUUUAUGGAAACAAUUAGGAUUCUGCUGGAGUUUUUCUGAGUUGAGAAAUAGUUUGUCACUACAGAAUCUCAUGUUGCAAAGAGCAGGCUGCAGAAAUGGAAUAUGUGUAUCUCCAUCUGUUAUCAACAAGAACCAGUAAGUUCUAUUUGCUUUUUGAAUAAUUCGUACAGGAUUCAGUAUUUGCAGAUUUGUUUGUUUGCAUUCUGAUCGUUGAGACACUGAAAUACCAGACAGUUCGUGACAGAUUUCAGCAAGCUUUAUCUGCAUGUCUGUGGCUUUUACUAACAUAUUGUGAAAACUCCCAAAGCAGAGUCUGACAGCUCAGCCGAAGACGUGUGCUGCUCUCUCUACACAAGCAUGCUGGGUUAAGCACUGCCUCAUACAUGUAUUAACUUAACGCGGUUAAUGACCAUGACCAGAAUCAUUCGUUUCAAUAAGAAACCAAAGUGCCCUUACAGCUUCUAUACUAAUAUUUGUUUGGCAAUUUUGAUUUAAUUCAUAGGAUAAAUGUUAGUUUUGCAUACAAUUUUUAGGGUUAAUUAAUCUUUGUUUGCAUUUACAGUGGCAAGAAAAAUUACAUUACACAAAUAUAUACACAGUUAUACAUCCUAUAUAAUAUUCUGCACACAGGUAGAAAUAAUUUAGAACUACACAAAAGGCAUGCAAAGGCCCCAUUUAGAUAUAUUUGCUGGACUGUAGUAUAAAUAUUAUCAUUUCUUUACAGUUCUGUUACUAUUGUACUUAACAGCAAGUCUGAGUAGUCCCGAAUAUUACAGCUGCCAGCUUCGUUCCAUUUGGAUCUUCUGAAGGACACUGCGUGGAGAAAUCGCUAUUGGGACAUCAAGGUUUAAAGAAUUUACAGAAAAGGAGUAAAACCAGCCUAGGAGCAUCUUCAGUCGGUUUAUUUGCUUUAACAGGUCCUGGACCUACCAACACAAAUCCACCUGAGAUUUAAGUUUCAUUAUGAUGUUCAUGGACACCCAAAGCACUGCACUAUAAUGCGCAAAUGGAUACUAUCUUGGAUACUUCCAACAUUGCUCUACAGACCGUACUUUCACGUUAUAUUUUUAUUGGGCACUCUGUCUCUCGCUUGCAAUGACAUGACUCCAGAGCAAAUGGCUGUAAAUGUGAACUGCUCCAGCCCUGAGAGACAUACCAGAAGUUAUGAUUAUAUGGAGGGUGGGGAUGUACGGAUAAGGAAACUUUUUUGUCGAACACAAUGGUAUCUGUGGAUUGGUAAGCAAGGUAAUGUGAAGGGAACACAGGAUGCCAACAGCAGUUACAGUAAGUAACAAUUUAUAUUUUUCUGAACUAUACUAAAGCUAUCGUCUUAAGUGGCCCCCAUCAUAUAUAUCUUAUAGAAUAUGAAAGAAUUACGCAGUAUAACUGUUCUCAUAUAUUUUUUUUUUAAAGUGCCAUUUUAACCCCUUAAGGACCAAACGUCUGGAAUAAAAGGGAAUCAUGACAUGUCACACAUGUCAUGUGUCCUUAAGGGGUUAAACAAUGCAGUGGUGACUGUUUGUUGAGCCUAAAUAUUUUACCUAAUUAUGUCACCAAUAAGUUUUAAUAAAAAUUCAGAGCUGACACCAUGUAUGUAUUUGAAUUAUCAUAGCACGUUUGAUUUAGUUUAUGAAAUUAUUUUAAAGAAAUCUAAUUUUCAUACCUUAACUUAGAAGUCGAAUACACAAUAGAAAAAAGCUAGAAACUUGAGCGGCUAAUGGUGUAGUAGGACAUAAAAUGUAUGUAAUGAGUUUACAGUGUAGCCUUUGAUAGUGUCAUAUAUGUUACAGACGUAAAAGAAAUGGGAUGUUUUGAUUGGACAGUCAGGCAGUUGAAAGGAUGCUAGAGAUGAAUGCAGUAGGUGAAAUAGGUUUGUGUUUAAGUAUGUAGUGUGCAUUCAAUGCUUUCAUAUGUUCACAUGGACUGCACUCACCAUGCCACUACUUCAUAUUGUGUGAAACACAUUAAGGCAGUAGUGACACACAUUAAGGCAGUAGUGAUGCUAAGCUUAUUAUUAUUAUUAUUAGUCUAAAAUGAAUCUACUAAUGGAGAAAAGGACUGGAGAUCCCAUACUUCAAGUGAUUUAAACUACACAAGUAAUAGCGAUAUAAAGUUAUGUAUGUAGAGGGAAAAUAUUUUUAAAAUUAUAAAUAUAUCUGUGAUCCUUUAUUGAUAUCCUCUUAAAAUAUACAAUGGGAAGACGGGAUUGGGAAGAUAAUGAAGACUACAAAACAAUGCAUUUUCUGCUUUAAGUGCAACUUAUUAGGUGUUAUUAAGCUCCAACUCACAUGGUGCUCAAUAACUUACUGGCUGACCACAGACUGGGUGACUUUCAUGGGGGUAUGCUUUUACAACUAGAAUGCUACUUGUUGGCUACCAGUGGUCUGAACCCAGUGCAGACAAACACCAGAGCAUUCAUAUCUAUGGAUUGGUAUUAGAGUACAGGAGGGAGAGCAUAUUUCAAGGAAAUGUGUCAGAGCAAAAGGUCAGUCUCUGAAUCUGAAGACUAACAGACUCCGGAGGAAAAUGUACUGCUUUUCAUGAAUACAAUAGGGAAUUUUAAAGCACAUUAGGAUAAGGUAGCACUGAUCUCAUAUGUUUGGAUAGACUAUGAACAGGUUGAUAGAUCAAGUGUUUGUUAUCUGCUGUCAUUUUUCUGUAUUUUAACCCAUGUGGUCUGCUGAUGUCUGCUGCAAGUUGCAAACCACAGGAUUACUAGACCCUCAGGCAAUGAAGCCAUUCAUGUACUAUAGUACUUACUCCAAUUUCCUUGAACUAUAUAAACAAACUAUGAUGGCAUGGUUUAGAAAAUUAGAACAUUCUAGCUAUAUGCUUUGAUUCACUAAAUAGAGGAUCAUAGUGAACCGAAAAAUAAAUUGCAUAAUUUAGCAUUAAAAUCCCCCAAAUCAGCACGUUUAACAUACAGAUUGCUACUUAGUGAACAAACCCCUGCAGGUCUGUUCAGAUAGAACAUAUUAUAGAACACGCCAUGUAGUUAAAUGACUCCACAGGGCACACAGAUCAUGCCCAACAAGGCAAAAAAAUCCAGUGGGACUCAAGCAGAUAUAGGAAGCAACUUCCAUUAUGAUCUGCCAGUCAGAGGGUGGUGAACUUGAGAUGAAGGGUCAGGUUUCACCUAUCUUUGUGCCAAUCACUUAUCUUAACUAUGGAUCCGAACAGAUAUUUAACCCUUGUUUUCAGUUUAGGGACUAACUCAAGAAGCAUUUAGAAUAAGUUAAGCAUCCUAUGUAAGUAGCAAUCUGGAUUUAGCUAUAGCACCUCCAACAUUUUAUAUACUAUGUAAAAUGUAUCCUGAAUGUUAGCAAAAAUGUGCUUAAAAUUGACAUUUUCUAAUAUAAGAUGAAAUCGUAUAAAUUCAUAUAAUAGGUGGAAAUGAAAAUAUUAAUAUAUUAGUUAUUUAGCCUUAAACAAUAUGGAGGCAUAGCACCGAAGGGCUUGCAGAAAAUGAUACCCUGAACCAGUAUUAUAAGAAAACGAUGAGUGUAUGAACAGCACAAAGGAAAUGUUAAAACAAUACUCUUAAAGUAGUUUAUUUUAGACAUCAUGCACACGUAGAUUUAAUCCCUUAGAGACCAGUGGCAGUCUAUGCCUUUCCAUCUGGUCUUUAAGAAUCCUAAUCCAGAACAAAAAUUCCUACUUAACUAACUGCUUCAGGGCUUCGUAUAGCUGCCAGAGUUAAAUAAGCAGGGCACUGAAUGUUGGCAUAAGGUUUUAAGUGCAAAAGGAAAAAGUGUAACAUGUGGUCGUUAAGGAGUUAAAAGUGUAUUGUAUCAUUUUACUGUUGUAAGGUUCAGCAGGUAGCAUAUCCUUAGGAAUAUUUUGAUCAUUUUUAAUUGAAGAAGUGCAUUUUGCAUAUAUCUGUCAAAAAUCGGUGGCUUUUCAUUAUUAAAAUGGUAUACCCAAUAUUCAAAAAAUAAUCUCCGGGAAUGAGAUCUCCCUGUAGUGGUUAAUGGUCACAAAGUCUCCAGGAAUUAGACAUACCAGCAAAUCUGAGAAGUGCCUGAAAAAAAUGCUCAGUAAUUCAUUCUGAGUCCAAUGGCAACUCUGUGUGAGGUACAUUGACUGAGCAAAAAUCAGGUGACAUCCUGCACUACACAUAUCUUACAAGCUAGAAAAAUGGUUCAUUUAGCUGGACACUUUAUAAUAAAAGCAGUGAGUUUGAUUUGCAGGCUGGAAUCCUAGCAUUCAACAUGGAUUGAAAAAAAAAGAAAUCUAUUGAUCAACUGUAACCUUUCCCGUACUACUCAUCUUCACCCUCUUUAAUGUGAUGAUCAUAUACCAUUCUGUAGCAUAGGCUUGGGGGCAUGACAUCUAUUGAAUUUCAGAUGCAGUGUAAAAUAACCUAUGUGUUCAAAUGAACACGAUAAAAAACCAAGAACAUGAAUUCAUUAUCUGUAAACACAACCAAACUAUAUCCAUAUCACAUAUGGGAUUCCACACCUGCUCAGUCCAUUCUUCAUCCCUGAAAGGGUAAUCAUACUCCUAGUACUUUUUGUCUGUGUAUAAUACACACACUGUGCUUUUAGAGACUGUUGUACGGAUUAGAACUUUAUUUAGUAUAUAUUAUUUUACAAAUUUGAAUAUGGCUUUUUAAGUGGUUUCUGUUUUUAUAUGCUUAGGUUAUUUAUUCCCUUAACUGAAAUUGUUUUGAUUACUGUUUGCUUUCUUUCCCUUCAAUGGGAUCUCUCAAGGUGUUUAAUACGAUAAUAAGAUAAAAAAAAAAAAAUGUUGCAGUAAUCAUUAAUAAUCCUAUUUCCGAAAUUUAAAACAAAAAAUAAAAGUGAAAAACAAUACUUUUUUCAUGAUUACCUAGAUUUAAAUAUUAUAGUAUUGUCUCUUGUUCCACUCUCUCACUCUAUAACGGGAACCUUUACUGAAUCCGUACUACUCACUGCUUUUCACAUCCCUACCUUCAGAUUCUCCGUUACAGUAAUUUCAAAAUGGUGAUCAAUGGGUCAUUUCCUCCCCCAUCUAAAACUACAUUCUGCAUUCCUGUUACCUACAUAUCUCCAUAGUAGUUAAAUUGCAGAAGAAAGGUGAAACCAUGAUUAUUACCUUCUUUUCAUAUUGGCUUCAUAGACAUUGACAUAUCUUAAGUUUCAUAACAAGUAGUUGGAGAAACUCAUAUUACUCGUGUGCCAUAUUUCACAAAGAAGACACAGAUGAGGUGGCGAGGCAAACAGACUGGUGUCAUGCUUUAAUCCUGCCCAUAUCAGUCUUAACUAACCAUUCUUAACAGCAGUAUAUUUCAAUUCAUAGUGUUAACAUCUAAGAUAUAUUAUGAGCCACAUAAAGGAGAUAAUAAAGAAAAGGUGCUCCCUAAAAAAUGGAUAUAGUAAGAUUAGUUUUUAGCUCAAUGGUGUUUCACAAAGCCUAACAGAAAAUGGUGCACAUAUUAAAAAUUAUAUGUCAGGUAUUCUGCUUAACCCUGGGCUUGACAACAUUGCUUUAAAACUAGGAGCCAGCUAAAAAUGUUAGGAGACAGCUGUUUUUUUAACUAACAAAGCUUUAUUGUCAAUGACAUAGACACAGUGCUUAAAGACACACUAUAGUCACCAGAACCACAACAGCUUAACACAUUGGUUCUGGUGUCUGUAGCCUGUCCCUGCAAGCUUUUUAAUGUAAACAGAGAAAAGGCAGUGUUUACAUGGCUGCCUAGUAACACCUCCUAGGUGCAUUCACUCAGACGGCCACUAGAGGUGCUUCCUAGACCAGUGCUGCACAGUGUGCAGUACCUACAUUCAGAAUCUCCAUGCUCUGCAAGGAAAUGCUGAACGCUCCCCAUAGAGAUGCAUUGAUUCAGUACAUCUCUAUGAGGAGAUGCUGAUUGGCGCAGCGUGGCAGUAAUUUGUCACACUGACAGACACACACAAUCUCUCACACACAUUGACAAAUUAUUAUUAUUUGUUUUACUUUAAGUCCACCCAGCCUCCCUAUCUUUGGGAGAACUGAAGUGGAUCCUUUCCCUGGAGUCCAGUAGAACUGCUAUGAUCCUGUAAUCUUCAAGAUCUUCUUGCUCUGCUUCCUCAAACGCCAUUUAGUGAUGCCAUGGCCAGAGUAAUGUUAUAUUACGGCUCCCGGCAUCACUGCAGGGUGCGUGAGGGAGCAGAGCAAGAAGACCAUGAAGAUUACAGCUCCCUUGCUGCCAUCUCCAUUGCUUACAGCCGCCACCUUGGUGGCCACCCUAAAGUGGUCAUUGCUGAACGGGCUGACAAAUACCCAGGCAGUAAAUCAAAAUUCUUAGUUGCCACGGCGACCUGACCCCUGGGAUUUGUCGAGCCUUGGCUUAACCAUUUUGCAGUUGUAAUUGGAAUUUAAAUAAACUUUUAUGUUUAGGAUAGAUAUUGACAGAAUACAUAAAAAUACAUUGACUAUUUUAUUGAUAUCUGGAAACUUGGUAUCAAUUUGGUAUUUUUGCACUCAUAUAUAAAGUAUCUGUCUCAAAGCUUAAUACACACUCUGAAAUAGGUACCCAUUUCUACGACAGAACCUAUAUGUCAACUUAAUGGUGUUCAUAAAAAAAGUUGAUAGAUGACAGUUAUUUACUAAAGUGGGAAUUCAAAGUGAAUUUAAAAUCUAAGGUCAAACUAGAGGAACUGAAACCAUCAGUCAGCUACGCUUUUAGUUUGUCUAGUUUAGUCUUAAAUUUAAAGUUCACUUUGAAUUCUCACUAUACUUAUUCAUAUAAUACCUUUAAAACCCAUCCAACACCCACAAAUUCCUCUUAGUACAGAUGGCUGUAAAAAGAUGUAUUUUCAAAAUAACUCUGAUGAAUAGGGCUGCCAUCACCCUCCAAAUAUAAUUACCAAGGCAAGUUAUGUGCAUUCACUCAAAUACUCUACGUUGAAACGUGGGCAUCUGGAUCAUGGUCAAUUACUAUACUUACACUGAGAUAUUAACCAAUGCAACUAAUAAACCCAACAAGAAUUUAAAAUCUAGCACCAGGAAACUAUGUUUAAAGUAUUUCAUAGAAUCCUGCAGCUGCAGGGAGAUAUUUCAACUCCUUUGAUUAUAAAAGCAGUAUAUCUGCAAAUAGUUCAUGUCCAAAAUAUAAUGCAGACCUCCUACGUUGAUAGACUGCCUACAUCCUACAGACAUAAAUGAUUCUGGUGCAUAAACCAUUUAAAUAGAUUUUCGACCAGACCCUACAGUAGGGCUGUUUGGCAUUUUUUUUUCUCAUGGGUGGUGGGGGGGAUGGAAGGCUGUGGCUACCUGAGAGGUUCUACAAAAAAGGGAUACUUAAAACUUUUUGUUAGGUGAAUUGUUGUUCUUUAGCUUAGAUAUAGGGCGAUUCUUCUUGUUUGUUCUUUUUAAACUGAACCUGCAUUACAAAGCAAGGACUACUGAAAAGGUUUUCUCCAGUGGCCCAUACUGAUUACAUACAACCUAAGCAUACAUAAUAUUUUGUACAUGUUCUAUACUUAAAGGGACACUGUUUGCACUGUGUUUGCUUCAUCUCAUUAAACUGAUUAUAGUGCCGGGAGUCCCCUGGUAUCAUCAUUCAGCAUUAAACAGUUUUUAAUGUUUUUAUGUUUUAAUGCUAAAUGUGAGUCCCUGGAAAUCCAUCCCCUCUGUUCUUCUUUGGCUAACGAGGAAGUAUUUGCCUGAACAGCAAUGGGUAGCUGUGAUUAGCUGAGAGUGUUAGCUGACUGCUUUUAGCCUAUCACAACUCCAACUGAUGGUAUGAAUGGGUAUGGCAACAAGGAAGUGAGUAAUCUCUGCCUUAGCCACACCUCCAGAAGGGGCUGGACUCUGGGUGGUCAGGGACUCUUAUUUAGUGUUAAACUACUCUAAAGUGGAGGGACAGUGCCAGGGGAUGAAAUGGUUAUAGUGACCAGAGUGUCCCUUUAAUACAUAGUUCUCCUCAGAACAUAUGUUGUAUUUGAUAUAAUAAUCCAUCCUAGUACAAAUGUAUUUGCCAUUUUACCAUUAUAGAUUUUUGCUAAUCGAAUAUUUUCAGGAAGAGGUGUUUUAGUUUGCAUAAGAAAUACCGCAUUCAAACCAGUCAGCAUUUGAAUACACUGAAACCAACAUCCUACAGCAAAACCUAAGUCCUGGGAGAAACGUUAUUGACCAUCACUGCCUAGUAACAUACCUAACUGUGGAUACAUCAUGGAAUAAUUAUAGCAUACAUCUAUGCAUGCAGACAAUAACAAAAGGUUUAAAACUAUUACAGUUGCAUGCAAACAUUGCCUAAUUGCCAUUCACUUUCAAGAUGCUUACUUUAAAAAAAAAAAAUACAUUGACGUGUUAGUUUUACACUAUCAGUUGUCAAACCAAAAUAAUUUAAUACAGUUCCUUACUAUGUAACGUUUGCAUGUAUGUAUUUGUUUUAUAUUUUAAUAUUGCUUUAUUAUAUAGGAAGCGUUAUAAAAUUUUGUGAAAGUGUAAGAUAGGCAAUGCAAAUGAUAAAAUAAAAAAUCUGAUUCAGCAAGUGAGGACAAAUGAUGACAAAUUAACCGUCUCUAUGAAUGUUAGUUGGUGAAUAGAAUACUGACUGCAAUGUGUCCAUCUACAAUAUAAUUUGGCAUUUGCUAUUUUGUUCUCCUUGAAUGUCAGUGGUCCAUAAAGAGUUUGGAAUUUUUAUGUAUUCAAAAAUGUUGCUGCAAAGUUCAUUUUUAUUAGCAUUGGUCAAUGCAGUGGUAGUCUUUGGCCCAAGAUAUAAGUCCCUGCUUGCCACCCAAAAGAUACAUUUAUUAAAUAUGAACAUUUUGCGAUUUUCCAUUCAUAAUGGAAUUCAUGGGCAGUUAUAUCAUCCUCUACAUUUUCAAGAUCCCCCGUAUUUAACAGUUUCACAGAGGACAUAUUAUUCCUUAAAUGGCCAAAGGUAGGCAACCUUCAUCACUCCAGAUGUUGUGAACUACAUCUCCCCUGAUGUUUUGACAUCAUUACGGCUAAGGGAAUCAUGGAAGAUGUAGUCCAAAAUAUCUGGAGUGCCGAACUCCUGCUAUAGACUCUAAACAAUUUCAUCUCUAGAGUCCCCUGGUACUGUUCUUUCAUUCAUUGUUACCAUUUUUGAGCAUUUUAACAGUGAAUGAGUGUCUCUGGUCGCACCCAGCCCCAGCCCUACCCCCACUGGAAGUAUGAUUAAAGCAGAGAUUACACGUUUGUAGCCAUACCAACUUACACUUGCAGUGGACAGCUGUGAUAGGCUAGUGGGCAUUCUCCGACCUUCACUGGCACCCAUUGCUGCUUUGGCUAAUGCCUUCUCACAAGAACGAGCACAAAGUGGUGGCUGCAGGGGACUUUAAUUUAGUGUUAAACCAUUCAAAAAUAGUAAAACAUUGAAUAGAAAUACGGCGCCAGGAAACUCCAGACACUAUAACCACAUCAAUGAGAUGAAGCAGUUACAGUGCCUAGAGUGUCCAUUUAAUAAUAUACUUUUGUUUAAUGUCCUUUACAAAUUAAAAGCUCAAAACAGUCUAUUUAAAUUAACUAGCUACCAAUUGUAUGUAAUUAAUGGAUUUACUGCCUGAAGCCCUUAUCUUUUUUUUCUGGUUUUGUGGUUUACAAACAAUGACACAUUCUGUUCUAAUCAUUUCAAUAUGACUGAUUGAAAUAUUGUUUUAUGUUACCUAAUGCCAGGCUAAUUCAAUACCAUGUAUAUAGUUGGAAGAAAAAAAAACGGGAAAAAAAACAACAAAUACCAAAACAGUUGAUUUUGGUGACUUUUGUAAUCUGAUAUUGAAUGGAUAAUAAACAAAGUGACUUGGAAAUGGGGGAGCCAAUAAAUAAGCAAAUAACUUCAGAUGAGUAAACAAACUAAAUAUAUAAACAUUUUAAUGAAUUACUGCAUCUACAAUGAACGGGCAGGAAAACUAUUCGCAAUGUUUUAUUAGCCUGUUUGGAACCAAAAUAAUGACUAACGGAAUGCCCAACUUCAUUUAUGGUGAAGAGUGCAGUCCAGAAUUGAAAGUCAAAAAAUAUAAAACGGGGGAAAACAAAAUCUUGGAUCAUAUAUGUUGCUGGUUCUACACGCUGGUAUCAGACCUCAAUGGUUUUUAAAUCCUGCAUGCAGGUUUUUACUGAACUGCAAGAGCAGGUUUUACUUCUUGCUUUUUUUAAUAGAAGCAAAACCCCCAAAAAAGUGUCAAAAAAAAUAAUAAUACAAUUCCAGGUACACGUAAAGAUAAACCUAAUUUUAUCCACUGCACAAGAAUGCCCAUACUUGAAGCUGCAUUGAGCAGGUUGUGGCCACCACUGUGCUGAUUAUAAAUAUUUUUUCAAUUUGACAAUUUUUAUUUUCAUAAAGUGUACAAGGUACAAAAAGGAAAAAGGGAAGUGGGGAACAUAAACCAGAGUUGCGUUGUUUUCAGUACAUAUAAGGAGCAUUGGGGUACAGAAAUCAAAUAGGGGAGAGUUAGAGGAGGAAUAUCAGCUUAAAUUGACCUUUCAUCCUAGGAUCCCAGCCCCCCCCAACUCUUGCGGUAGAGUCUCCACAGCGCUCACCCUCUCCCCAUUUGUCUCUCCUGGGACGUCCUUUACCUUUUGUCUUAUACAUGAACCCGUGGGUGUGUGUCUGUGCUUAUUAGAAUUAAAGCAAACUCCAUCAUACAAAAGCAUGGCUGUUACUUUCUAAAAAUGACAGCUGAGUGUAAAUUCAUCUGCAGAAGUGGUCAGUCUAAAGCAGUGAGUACCGCUGAAAAUACACAGUUUUUGCACUAGUGAGGCUGCAUGAUUAGUUUAACUUUUGUUGAAUCAACUAUCAGAGACAAUAUAAGUACCAUAACUGUGACAAAUAAUUGAAGUGGUUAUGUGGCAAGGAGGCUACAGGUGUAGUUCCUCCAGUUUUUAUCAAAGCCACACAGUUAAUGUAUAUGUUUCAAUCUUGUAUGCCAGUUAUAAGCAACAUAUGAGGGGCCAUUUCUGGGCUCUGUGAGAGCUCUGUUUUUUUUAUCAAACUCAUCGAAAACAGUUUGACAGAAAAUAGGGAAUAGCACACAAAGACUCUUGGCACCAUAAUCAUUACAGCGAGCUGAAUUGCUUAUGGUGCUUAGAGUCUCUUAAUAAAUUAAACCAUUACAUCUUAUUGUAAUAGCUUUUGCAUCAAGCAAUGCAUAUGUAUGCUACAAACUGGUCAGGAUUCAAAAUAGCAGCAGGUUGUGUUACCUUGUCAGUACAUGGUGUAUCUAUUCGCAGUUCUUACUUAUUUUAGAUGUUUUAUUGGUUUACAGAUAUUUGACUGUUAGAUUAUUCUUACAUCCAGUAACUUGAUUUUCUCUGUCUACAUUUUACAAUGGUAGCAACUUAAUAAAAAGAUCUGAGCUCAAGAUCCAUAAAUGAUGAAAUCAGAUUAUCUAGCUGACAUAUAUGACAACAUUCUUACAUAAUUCGAACCUCAAUCCUCUCACCACCUCUCCCCCAAACCCUCUAUCUAAAUCUUCCAUUUAGUCUGCAUACAUUCUGGCACAUAUCGAUCAUAUUCAUAUGUUUGUAUUUCACUUUUAUCUGUGGCGCUUAAUUUAAAUCCAUUUUGGUCCCCCAAGGCAUGGCUUAGCAUGUCAAAAUGUAACUCCACAGCUUUGUGGAGACAGGCUAAGGGGAAAACAUGGGUGGAAUGGGGGGCUUGGAGAGAGGGGAGGGGGAGUUCUGGCUUCAGACACCAAUUUUGCAUCAAAUUCUCAUUACACAGCCUGAGGUGUAGUUACACCUUUGACAGCAGUGGGGUUAAUCAUCAUCAUCAUAUAUGCAGCAUUUCAUAGUGACGUGCUGCACACAGAUGCCAAGCACCAUGACCACUUCAAGUCAGUGAGGUGGUCAUGGUGCUUUUAGUAACUCUUUAAGAAGCAGAAACAUAUUUCUGUAUUAUUAGUCUACAUUUCCCAGAUAAUGCUUCACAGAUAACAUUCAGAGUCAGAAAACAUGAACUUAACUGAUUAUAAUUUUGUUCUAUGUUGAUAGCAAUAAUACUGUCCUCAUUUUUAUUUUUACAACCUUCAAAUAACCUAAAAACUUGAUUACGUCAUUCGCUGUGUGCUGAUGAUAGACGUUUUGUAAGCACAGAAAUGAAAUUAGUCAAUCUAGAACAGAGUUCUGUGCUCUUCUUUUAUUGACGUUUCUCAGCCGUUUGGCAUCAGAAAGACCAAUAUUAAUCUGUUUGCUAUUCUUCAUGCAGGUAGCGUGUUUCUGAUAUAUACUUCAUAUAUUACCAUUGAGCAACUCUUGCUUGUUUCUCUGGAUCUUGUUGUCCAUGUUCUAUGUAAACUUAUCUUAUCUACUGCUAGUCUCAGACUAUACAGUAGUCUUUCCCUGAUAUCUAAUUAACUAAAUAUUUAUUCCUCACAUGUUCUGACUAUCUGCUUCUAUGCUUCUGAAAUACCAAAUUACGUUAGUCCGUAUUCUAUCCAUCACACUAGGCCUGCUUGAUGCACCUCACUAGUGACACAAAUGUCAGAACUGUUAUAAUAAAUAUUGAGCAAGUAAAGUGAUGUAGUGAUGUAGAGGGAAUAAAAGAAUGCUAUAGGAGCUGUGGGGGAAGCAACAGUCCUAGAGAGAUUUUGGGCUGGGUUUAAAUGACCACUAUAGUGCCAGGAAAACAUACUCGUUUUCCUGGCUGAAGGGGAUGGAAAGGGGUUAAUCCCUUACCUUUUUUCCAGCGCCUCUCCUCCCUCUUCUUCCGUUAUCGGCUGCAUGCGCGGCAAGAGUCGCGCGCGCAUUCAGCCAGUCUCAUAGGAAAGCAUUCUCAAUGCUUUCCUAUGGACGAUGGCGUCUUCUCCCUGUGAAAAUCACAGUGAGAAGCGCGGAAGCGCCUCUAGCAGAUGUCAGUGAGACAGCCACUAGAGGCUGGAUUAACCCAUAGGUAAACAUAGCAGUUUCUCUGAAACUGCUAUUUUUACAGCAAAAAGGGUUAAACCUAGCUGGACCUGGCACCCAGACCACUUCAUUAAGCUGAAGUGGUCUGGGUGCCUAUAGUGGUUCUUUAAUACCACGUAUAAAAGCCAUUCAACUGUAUUCAUGUAUAUCAAUAUAAUUAACUCCUGCAGUAUUAGUGGCUUGUCAUGCUAACAAGGGAUUCACCAAACCCUUGUCCUUAAGGGGUUAAUGUGAUCAUGCUUCUUAAUAUUAAUAAUAUAACUAAAUUAUAUAUCUAUCACUAUACUUCUAUGUUAUAUAUCUAUUACUAUAUUAUAUUUGUAUCUCUUGCCAUGUCAUUUGCAAGAAAUAGCACUGUGUGAUGUUUUUUUAAACAAAAAAUUUGAAUCUUCAAAAUAACAAUUUGGCUUCAAGGAAUCGUUAGAAAGCUCUGUGAUGUUAUGCUUCAUGGUGAUUUUUUUUGUUAGGUUUCCUAGAAAUCUGAUGGGUAUAUGGUCUACAAAGUGAUGGGAAUUUGUCAUGUUGUCAAUUCCUGUCUGUGUUUUAAUGCUUUCUGGGGGAGGGAGGUGGAUUGGCAGGCCUGGGAUAAUUGCAGUACAUAGAGCUCAAGGCCAGAAAAGUUUAGUGAGUGGCAAUGCUACUAGGAGGAUCAAAAGAACAGUAGAAUUGUACCCAUUCAUUAGACCAUCAGGUCAAUUGAUUAAAAGCUAUUACUAGUUUGAAAAAAUGACUACACAGCUGGUUUCUUUACCAUGAUCACCUUGAAACUUACACAUUUCAAAACACCUGUAACAUUGCUACUAGCUCUGAAUAGACAGACAGAUCAUUACAGAAUGGCAAAACAUCAUAACUAGAACUCUGGAUUAACUGAGGACUGAAUGAAUAUUUUAUAGGUAAUUUAACCCCUUAAGGACGGAGCCAAAUGUACACGUUGUGAACGAAACAAAAUGUAAACAAAACCUGGCAUUUGCGCUACAUGUCUGUCCAACUGUAAUUCACCUCUUUCAUAUUAAAUACACCCACCCUUAUUAUAUAUCAUUUUAUUCAGGGGAAACGGGGCUUUUAUUUAAUAUCAAAUAUUUAGCUAUGAAACAUAAUUUAAUAUGAAAAAAAUGGGAGAAAAUAAGAUUUUUUUUUUUAUUUGUUUGCUUUUACAGCAAUAAAAUACACAUAUUUGUAUUCAGCAAAGUCUCACGUGUAAAACAGUACCCCCUAUGUACAGGUUUUAUGGCGUUUUGGGAAGUUAAAGGGUCAAAUAUAGCACGUUACAUUUGAAAUUGAAAUUUGCCAGAUUGGUUACGUUGCCUUUGAGACUGUAUAGUAGCCCGGGAAUGAAAUUUACACCCAUAAUGGCAUACCAUUUGUAAUAGUAGACAACCCAAGGUAUUGCAAAUGGGGUAUGUCCAGUCUUUUUUAGUAGCCAUUUGGUCACAAACACUGGCCAAAGUUAGCGUUAGUAUUUGUUUGUGUGUGAAAAAUGCAAAAAGCGCCAAUUUUGGCCAGUGUUUGUGACUAAGUGGCUACUAAAAAAGACUGGACAUACCCUGUUUGCAAUACCUUGGGUUGUCUACUAUUGCAAAUGGUAUGCCAUCAUAGGGGUAAUUUUCAUUCUUGGGCUACCAUAGGGUCUCAAAGGCAACGUAACCAAUCUGGCGAAUUUUAAUGUGAAAAAAAUGAAACGCAAGCCUUAUAUUUGACGCUGUAACUUUUGAAAACACCAUAAAACCUGUACAUGAGGGGUACUGUUGUACUCGGGAGACUUCGCUGAACACAAAUAUUUGUGUUUCAAAACAGUAAAAAGUAUCACAGCAAUAAUAUCGUCCGUGUAAGUGCUGUUUGUGCAUGAAAAAUGCAAAAAAAAUUCACUUUUACUGGCGAUAUCAUCGUUGUAAUACAUUUUACUGUUUUGAAACACUAAUAUUUGUGUUCAGCGAAGUCUCCCGAGUAGAACAGUACCCCCCCGUGUACAGGUUUUAUGGUGUCUUGGAAAGUUAUAGGGUUAAAUAUAGUGCUAGCAAAUGAAAUUCCCUUUACUUUCGGCAUGGGUUGUCAGGCAGGUCCCGCUAAUUGUAAUUAAUUAGGAUACCUAAUUAUGUAAAAAUAUUACAUAAAUAUAUAUGUAGAAUAUAUGUAUAUAUAUAUAUAUAUAUAUAUAUAUAUACGUAUGUGAAUCUAUAUGUGUAUAUAUAUAUAUAUAUAAUUUAAAAAAAAUAUUUUUAUUUAUAUAUAUAUAGGUAUAUAUAUAGUGAUAUAUACGUAUAUAUUUUUGUAUGUAGAUAUAUAUAUUAUUUCGUUCUACGUGUAUUUUGAUAUAAAUAUAUAUAUAUUAAUAUCACAAUACAGUUAGUAUUUGUAUAUAAAUACAGUUAGUAUUUGAUAUAAAUAUAUAUAUAUAUAUAUAUAUAUAUAUAUAUAUUAAUAUCACAAAAUAACACACAUCUAUUUUUUUAUUGUUUAAUUAUUUUUUUAAAUUUUUUAACGUAUUUACAUAUUAAAUUUUUUUAUAUUAUAUUAUAUAUAUAUUUAAUCAGUAUCAGUCUACGUGUAAUUUGAUAUUAAUAUAUAUAUAAUUAUAUAUAUAUUAAUAGUAAAAUACACCUAGACAUUGUGUGUGUGUAUGUAUAUGUGUAUCAUUAGAUCACCGGAGGAGGAGGAUCUGCCGCAGGGGUGGCUCCCUGGGAGUCCCCCCCACCGCGACCGCCGGCGACCGGGUAAGUAAUGAAAGAACGGAGGGCGUACAAUUACGCCCGGCGGCGUUUAGAGCCGCCUAAAAUAGGGAAUAAUUGUACGCCCUCCGGUCUUAAGGGGUUAAACAUAUAACAAGCAAACAUGUUAUAAACACAACAUAUUGCAAAAAGGGGGGUGGGGGGGGGGGGAUAAGUCCUGUGCUUUAAACUCCCACUAUUCCUGGGCAGCAUCAAUGGCUAUAGUAUUUUCCAGCCAAAAUAUAUCAAAGAAAACCAGUUACCUGCGUGCCUAAAUCCCUAUGCAUAUUUUAAGAACUAGAGUGUUUUUUUAGUUCUACUCCAAUGUCCGUUAAAUUGUUAGGUCACGUGCUAUAUCAAGGUACACCUUAUAGGUGAGUCCUACCCUAACAAUCCCCUUGCUGUUUUAUCUAAAAGGCAAAAUAUCUAAUGAGACAGAAAGAUGUACUCAUGUGAACCCCUACACAAUUACUAACCCAUAACCAGGCACACAUGUGGUGGGUGGCGUCUCUGUACAUGGUUGUGUAAUACAGAAGCAAAUACAAGCACACAAAAUUAAGCCCUGCAUUCAAACUUCCACUACUCUUGGGUGGCAGCAAUGGCUAUAGUAUUUACCAGGAUACUGUUGAAUAUUAUACUGCGCAAGUAACAUUGAUGCAGUAAACAAAUCCAUUGCUGCAGUAGAAAGGCAGCUUCCCCCCCUCCCCCCCCUUUUUUAUUCCCUAUAUUAAUCCCUCAAUGACACAGAUCUUCAAAAGGAUUUCGGCCAAUCUGUCCAUCAUACCUCCCAAGUGUUUCUUUUUAAGAGGGACAGUCCCUAUUUUGAAAUUAGUUUUUUUUCCAAAUUCCUCUGUCCCGAUUUUCUUUCCUAAUGUCCUGUGUCCUUAAACUACAAAGAAUGUGUUUAGAAGUCAUCCUGUGUAAAGAAGAUCCAUAGUUUUUGCUCUAAAUUACAUUAUUGUUGCAUAAACUGUUAUUAAAGGGACAAUCCACUGCCCAAAUACAAUUUUUUUUUAAAAUCACUAUUUAGUAUAUAUACCCCUAAUGAAAUCAUGCAUGCAUUUAAUUAUGCAUUUUCCAAUAGUGCUCCAUGUAAAAAUAGCUUUCAAAACCUGCAGAUCUCUUCUCUGAUGCCUUUGCAAACCUUCUCCUUUUAUCUCCACCCAGACUUUCUGUGGCUAUCCAAUCACUAGUGCUCAAUGCUGCUCAAUGAGAAGUCUUUGCAAGGCAGGUGUACUGAGCAAUUGCUGCCUCAUGAGUUUAGCACCACUGAGCUGACAAAGCAGAAAGUAACAGGACCGGUUUUCUGCUUGAAAGCCAAGGUUAACCCCUUAAGGACAGAGCUUCAGAAGCUUGUCUUUCACUUAAUGACAACAGCAUUUUUUUCAUUUUUUGCUGUUUGCGUUCAACUGCAAUUUGCAUUUUACUAAUUUAUUGCACCGACACAUAUUAUAUAUUGUUUUUUAAAGGACAGAAAGGGCUUUAAUUUGAUGUAACAAACACAUAUAUAUAAAUGCUUAUUUAUAAAACAAAAUACAGAAAAAUGCAAAACAAAAUUAAAAGUUUUAUGUUUUUAUUUACAGUUUUUGCAAUAAUAAUGUGUGCAUAAUUAGUGCAGGUUAAGGAAAGUAAUAAAAAAUAAAUUCAUUUAGUUGUUCUGAUUUACAGAAUAUAUAAUAUGUCUGGGAUUUUAAGUUUUUUUUUGGUAGUUACAGGUCACAAAGCACAAGGGGUAAAAUAAACUUUUAAUGUGGAGCGAUUUUAGAAUUUGGUAUGUUUGUCUUGUAAGCUUAAUAGCCAUAAAAGAAAACAAAAUUGCCACACAAAAGUAUAUAUUUAUAUAAAGUAGACAUCACAGGCUAUUUACCUAGGGUUGUUUUGACACUUUCUACGUAGCCAUUUCACCGCCAACCUCUGCUAAAUAUUGGAAUAAAAUUGUGUUUUUUGGCACACAAACUUAUAACAAAGAAAUUCUCAUGUGUAUUUUGUAAAGUUGGUGUGUGCUAUUCCUGUACAAAGUUUUAUUUUGUGUUCAGUUACAUCUGCUGAGUAAAAUGACACCCCCAUUGUAUGUCUUUGGCACUAUUUCGUGAAGUUACAGUGCCAUAUAAGAGGCCUGUUCUUUUCAGUAUUCACAGUAGAAUUUUGAGAGACUGAUUUAUUGAGCCUGUGCUUCCAUUUGGGGUAUUAUAACAGUUUGACUGUUCAGAAAGGCCCACAAAGGUCUACCAUUUGUAAAAGUAGACACUACAGGGUAUCUCAUAAGGUGCAUAUUGUGCCUUAACAUUCCCCCAUUUUUUCACCAAUAUAUGCCAAAGUAUGUGGUAAAAAAAAUAUUUUGUGUGUUUUUUACACAUGGAUUGCAUUUUUUCUGGGCAUUUUGUAUAUUUCACAUGUGCCACUAAGUUCAAACCCCCCAAAUUAUGCUCAGUCUAAGUCUUCUGAGUAAAAUGACACCACCAUUGUAUGUCUUUGGCACUAUUUCGUGAAGCUACAGUGCCAUAUAGGAGACCAAGCCAUAUCAGUUUUUACCAAACUUUGAAUUUUGACACUGGGCCUAUGUGCAAUUUCCAAGCAUCUUAGCAGGGUUUAAAUUCAAACUACCCCACAAAGGCCUACCAUUUCUUAAAGUAGACACCCGGUAUUUCAAAAGGUAUAUUUUGAACCUUAUCGUGGGAUCAUUUUUCCGCUAGCUAGUACCAAGUGUAGUGGUAAUAAGUGUUUUUUCUGCCUUUUUGACACAGAAAGUGAGUUUGCACAGUAUAUUUUGAAAACCUUAUGUGUGCUACCAGUGUGUAAUACUUCAUAUGUUGCUCAGCUAUGUCGGCUGAGUACAGCAAUAACUCCGUAUGUACCUUUGCCAGGUAUAUGUGGACAUCGGAGGGGCACAUUUGGGACACAGCUAUUCCAGUUUUUUUCAAACUUUACAUUUUUACGCUGUGCCCAUGUCCCAUUAUAGAGUAUUUUACCAGGCUAUAUAAUCCAAAUACCCCAUAAAGCCAUACCAUUUCUUAAAGAAGACAUCCCAGGGUAUUUCAAAAGGCAUAUUUUGAACCUUAGCAUGGGAUCAUUUUUCUGCUAGCUUGUACCAAGUGUAGUGGUAAUAAGUGUUUUUUCUGCCUUUUUGACACACAAAGUGAGUUUGCACAGUAUAUUUUGCAAACCUUAUGUGUGCUACGACUGUAUAAUACUUCAUAUGUUGCUCAGCUAUGUCGUCUGAGUACAGCAAUACCAUCGUAUGUACCUUUGCCAGGUAUAUGUGGAUGUUGAAGGGGCGCAUUUGAGACGCAGCCAUUCAGUUUUUUUCUAACUUUGAAGUUUUACGCUGUGUCCAUGUUCCAAUUUGGAGUAGUUUAGACGGUUGGUUAUUGAAACUUCCCCACAAACACAUACUAUUUAUUAAAGAAUACACCAUGGGGUAAUUCAAAAGGCAUAUUUUGAACCUUGGCGUGGGAUAAUUUUUUCUCUAGUUUGUUCCAGGUGUAGUGGUAAUGAGCAUUUUUAAAUGUAUUUUUUUACUUUUUGAAACUUUUUUACUUUUAAAAACUAGUUUUUAAACUUUUGUUUUGCUUAUUAAUUUUUUUUAAACUUUCCUAAACUUUCUUAAAACUUUUUUUUACAGAUUUAACAUUUUUCUAAGCUUUUUUUUUACCGUUAACCCCUAACUAGCAGUACGCAGCACUAACAGUAAAUUCCCCAUUUUCCCAUAACUCCCACCCACCCCAGCUAGCAAAAUAUAUAAUUAUAAAAUAUUUAAAUUAAUUAAUUAAAUAAAUUGAACCCCUGAGGGUUAAAAAAUAAAUAAAAGUUAAUCCUCAGGGGUUAAAAAAAAUUAGAUCACAGUAUAAUACUGUGAUCUGUAUUUUGAUCACAGUAGGCAGUGAUCGACUGGCAGGUAAGGGGCUAAUUUUUAUUUGGACUGGGUAAAAGGGGGGGUUUAUUUUUUACUUAAACGUUAUUUAAACUUUUUUUUAGCUUAAUUUUUAACUUUUUAAAGUUUAUUUUAAAACUUUAACGUUAACCCCUAGUUAGCCUAACACCAAAUCCCCCAAUUCCCCACUAACUUCCACCCACCCCAGCUAGUUAAAAUAUAUCAUUUUAAAAUUUUUAAAUUAAUUAAUUAAAUAAAUUUAACCCCUGAGGGUUAAAAAAAAAAGAAUUAACCCUCGGGGGUUAAAAAAAAAAAAUCAGAUGACAGUAAAAUGUAAUCCCUGCCAAUUGAUCACUGUAGUCAGUGAUCAAUUGUCAGGGAAGGGGUUAAUUUUUUAUUAAAAUUGGUAAAGAUGGGUGGGAUUUUAAAUUAACUUUAUUUUUAUUUUUACACAGGGGGCAGGAUCUUCACUGGUCCAGCUACCUGCACUUCACACAGAUCCAGGAAGUGCAGGGAGGCGGAAGGUAAGUAUACUGAGCACCUGUGCUCGCUCUGACUGGCUGUCAGAGCAAGCACAUGUGCUGGGGCAGCACUAUCGGGUGCUCCAGGUCUGCCUCUAAUACAGAGGCAGACCAGAGCACCAUUAACCCCGCGAUCGGCGCAAUAGCGGCGAUCCAGGGUUAAUUUAACGGGUGACGACAAGGUCCGUCACUCGUAGUUAUGGCAAUCCCCUGAGUGACGGUCGUCGUUAAGGGGUUAACUUAUAAAAGUGUCAAUUUCUAUUGAAGUUUGCACUUUUUGCAAAAGGAAAAAAAGAGGACACACUCUUUACACAUAAAGCUUUUCAGUCAGCUAAAUUGCUCUGGAGGUCUGGAGUGUCCAUUUAAGUAAUCUAAAAUUUUUCAGAACAGCUACGCCUCUGGUCACACCCUCACUUACAUGCCUAAAAUUAUCUGUCACUCUUUGUCCAUUUGAAAUGUUGUGAGGAAUAGUCUAUGGAGUUCUAUAGAACAAAAAUAAGCCUUGGAUUUUAUAAUUAAUUGAUUAUUUAAUAAAAGGGCCCUACCCAAAACUUGUGUACAGCAGAAAGGAAGCACAAGAUCAACAACAUGUACAUGUCUUGUACCUGUACCAUGGGGAAGCUAUCACUGCUUAUCAAUUGCAGUUGAGGACUCAAAGUUUCAGUUGAUACAAAGUUGAAUCAGAGUUGAAUUGUGAGCUCACUGUUAAAGAGUUCAAAAUAAAUAUGUAGGGUGGAGUUUGAGCCUGAGCAGACACCAUAUAACACGGCUCUGCUAGAAAUCGCUCUAAAAGCCUAAUUUUUGGAAGCUAAUACUCUCACCUGCAUGGUUACUUGCGGGAUCAUACAUCGAGCAGCCCCUGGUAACGACCUGUGCUGUUUUUACACGCUUCUAAAGCACCGCAGAAGAAAUGCAGAUCUGGGGCCUACCACGCUAACCCAGACCUUGAUUUGGCUGCACUGUUUGGCGGUUUCGCAUCCCAGACAGAGCCUACCUCCACUAUGGGACGGCUGUCCCAGAAGCUGCAUCCUGACAUAUCCUCAGGAUCAAGAGACAUUGUGGCUCUGUUGCAGCGGCAGCCCCAACCUAAAAUGGCUCCGCCCGAAAGCAGCGCGUUCAUGGAGGCUCCCCUGGGCCCUUUACAGGCCGAAACACCCUCGUGGCCUGAGCUGCCAAAUACGGAGCAAACCACACUGGCUGUCCCAGACGGGUCGGUUCCUGUUACUAAACAGGAUUUUCAAAACUUGAUGGUGGAGAUUAAGAACCUACUGGUGUCUGAUGUAGCAAUCAUCGAAGCCAACAUGCAGACGUCACUGACCGAGUGAGAGCGGCAGAGGAGGACAUUGUGGAUCUCAAACAGGGUAUGAUCACUGUACAGGACGCCCUACAAUCCAUGCAACAAUCUCUCUCACUUCAUUACACCGCACUAGAUGACCAAUCUAGAUGAAAUCAUCUGAAGUUCAGAGGCAUACUACAUGAGGCGCUUGGUGGCCUCCAUCCUGCCACCCAUUCUUGCCAAAAAAUUCACCCUGGAUGGAAUCUAUCGUCUCCAUAAGUCCAACAGGGUCCCAGCGCCUACAGUGCAAGAUGUCAUAGCACGCUGCUUCCUCUCCCAAGAUAAAAUAAUCAUAUGGUCAGCACUACAAGGCAAGACACCUUAUGUCUUUGAAGGCUCAAGCCUUACCUUCUAUCAAGACCUCACACUGUCCACCUAACAAUGGCAGCGAUCCCUCCACCCACUCACAAGCCAACUGAGAACGGCUGGAUUCAAAUACCGGUGGAUGUAACCCAAGCUCCUAGUGUUUACCCAUGAAGUAACAGUCCACAAGAUAUCAUCACUUGCGGAAUCUCCUACCCUCCUCACAGCCUUGGGCCUACCUAUGCUUACGACAAGCAGCCAAGCACCUACAUUUGGGAUCCUUCCCAAGUUGUGCCUUUUUUCCCUAGUGGCAGCUCUGCCUCACAACCGAGGACUUGACAUUCCUUAUGGGAUAUAUACCCGUUUGCAGAUAUUGUUUAUAUAUAUAUUUGCUCUUUAAUUUAUUAUUUAUAUCUCCACCUACAAGGUAUUACCGUUCCUAGAUUUUCUACUCAAUCGCUACCCAGUAGGUGUCUAGCUCCACACCUACCUGCUCUCCCCCCAGUCAUCCCCUUGGUUAAGGGUACUACCAAAGGACGGCCUGUUUUUUAAUUAAAAUGUUGUAGUCCUUGCCAUUACUCAAUUUACGUAAUCUUAGUUCAUUAUUGUACGCAGGGGCAGACUGACCACUCGGGCACAUCGGUCAUGGACCGAGGGCCCGUGGCAGUCAGGGGCCCGGGGCAGCUAUGGCUGGGCUGGGAAGAUUAGAGGAUUUCCCCAACCAGCCCAGCAUCAAGGCAGCAAAGUUAGUGAGACCAGUUCCCCAACGGGUGCGCUCUGUGUUAGAAUAGAGGAGGGGAUAGGGAGUGACAUCACAACCCCUCCUCUCUUACACAAAUACAGAGCGCCCACCGCAUGUGUGAAGGAGGAGGAGCAGCUGUGAUGGUAACAGCGACAUGCUGCUCAGGGGAGGAUGGAGAGAGCCAGCCUGAACAGACUGAAAUGCAAGGUAUGAUGGGGCAUGAUAGCAGUGUAGGCACCAGAGGAGGGCUUGGGGGGCAGGAGGAGGAGAAUUUGAAGGAAUUGAGGGCAUGGUGAGAUACAAACAAAGGGUGACUGCAAAAUAAGUAGACUUUUACAUACAUGCAAUCAGACAUGCACUCAAACUGACACACUGGGGGGCGGCAUCAAGGCAAGUGCCCUCAGAAUGUCCUGGGAAGCUGCUGUCCAAACUUCCUCCUCUCUCAGACCCCUCCCAUCCCCCCCUCUAUGAACAUAAAACACAGCCCCCUGGCAGCUUCUCCCUUAGAUCUGCACCCCUUAAACAAGCUACAGGGGCCAAAGUCAGCAGCACCUCCGCCCCCAGCUUCAACCAUGUGGCCAUGCUGACCGGAACAAGCUGGGAGACUAGGAGCAACUUGCAGCUCUUCAACCACAGCAAGGGGUGAGAGACAGUGAUAUUGUGUGUGCUAGUGUGCUGUGUGUAGUGACCUUCUGUGUGCAUGUUGUGAGCUGUGUGUGUGUGUGUGUCAGUGUGCUGUCUGUAGUGAACUGUGUGAUCUUGCAUAAUUGGGUAUAUUAGUGAGCUUGUGUGUAGUGAGCUGUUUUUAUUGAGCUUGUAUGUAUCCAAAAUCUUUGUGCAGUGAUUUUUCUGUAGUGCGCUUGUGUGUCUGUGGCUGAGCUUGAGAAUAUGUCAGUGAGCUUGUGUGUAGUGAAAUUGUGUACAUAUCAGUGAGCUGUCUGUGGUGAGCUUGGGAUCUUGUGUGUGUGUGUUUGUGUGUCAGUGAGCAUUCUGUAGCUCGCUGUGUGUAGUGAGCGUGUGUGCGCGUCAAUGAACUAUCUAUAAUGAGUUCUGUAAGUUUGUGUGUAGUUAACUGCUUGUGCAUUUACACCAUACUGGAAGUAUGUAUAUUCAAAACAGCACAUGCAUUGACGCGGACAAAGUGCAAAAGUGUUUACGAUGAUUAUAACACUAAGAUACAAACAUGCCUUCAUACACAUACCCUCACACCAUAUACAAAUAAAAAAUGCACACUUAUUUGAAACAUAAGGGGACCUAUAGGGGAUUUUGCCCAGGGGCCCAGAAGGCUGUCAGACCGCCCCUGACUGUACGUACUCUCAUUCAGCCUGUCUCUACCCCUCAGUGGACCGUUCAUGGAUAACAUUAUUGAUGUUCGGUAUUUCUUGUCAUGUGCAUGUUCUUUUCUUACCUGAUCUCAAUUGUAAUCAAUCCAUACAUGUCUAAAUCCCACUUUUAAAGAAUGUGCAGUAUACAUACCACUUGCCACUCAACCAUCACAAUAUGCCUUACGAAAUGCUCGCUACAACUGUUGCAGUAGGAUGGUGAGCCAGUUCGUUUUUUGUUUUUUUAAUGCACAACAAAAAUAAAGAAUUAUAAAAAAAAAAAUUAAAAAUCAAUAUGUAUUGUUACCAGUAAUAAAUCUAUAGGAUUUAGCUACUACUUCCUUAGGUCAAGGAUAAACAUUUUGGAGUAUGAGAAGUACUAUCAAUCUGACAAUGUUAUUACAUAAAUAAAAGAUAAAUAAUAAACACGAAAAAAAGAGGUGAAAUGGCGCUAAGUAAUUAUAUGUAUAAAUCCCAGUACAGCAAAAAAACAAACCAGUGUUGUAGUCACCUUACAAAACACUUACAUGUACAAAAUUGGAUAAAAAGAGGAAGUUUUGCGCACACGUUGGAAAAUGUGAUAAUCUGUAACAUAAAUAGCUAUCAUAGGGUAAUAUGUAAACAAUACUAUGUAUAUAUGAUAGUAACUGGGAACACUCACAAUUUAGAGAGCCAUAUAAGUCGGCUCUCUACUUGUAAAAACUCGUCAAAUAAUUCCAAGCAGAGCUGUAUACCAAAUGGUCCCACCAAGUGCAGAUAAGAAGUAUCAUCUGGAUACAGUCAGGAACUCAAGGUAAGUAGAAAAAUCUUUUAUUCCAAUGAAGAUAUUGACUUAGUUGGGAGAUAAGGCUAGAAAUCACCAGGACUGUGCAUGAAAAAUUUUUCCAAUACGCUGCACAGACAAGGACAAAUCCAGAAGAGUAGUCAGACAAUGUUCCAAAAGUCAGGGCAGGCAAAGUUUUAUCCUGUUUCCUAAACUGACUUGGCUUGUGACCCUUUCUUCUUGGAUUAUCCGUUAUUGCCUGUUUGUGCCUGCCCUGACUUUUGGAACAUUGUCUGACUACUCUUCUGGAUUUGUCCUUGUCUGUGCAGCGUAUUGGAAACAUUUUUCAUGCACAGUCCUGGUGAUUUCUAGCCUUAUCUCCCAACUAAGUCAAUAUCUUCAUUGGAAUAAAAGAUUUUUCUACUUACCUUGAGUUCCUGACUGUAUCCAGACGAUACUUCUUAUCUGCACUUGGUGGGACCAUUUGGUAUACAGCUCUGCUUGGAAUUAUUUGACGAGUUUUUACAAGUAGAGAGCCGACUUAUAUGGCUCUCUAAAUUGUGAGUGUUCCCAGUUACUAUCAUAUAUACAUAGUAUUGUUUACAUAUUACCCUAUGAUAGCUAUUUAUGUUACAGAUUAUCACAUUUUCCAACGUGUGCGCAAAACUUCCUCUUUUUAUCCAAAAGAUAAAUAAUACCAAAUAAAUUAAAAAUAAUUUUUAUUUCAUCUGGCACAUUGUGAUUCUGUCUCUAAGUUUACUUUUAAUAAAGAAGUCCCAAUCAUUAGAUUAUAUGUUAGUAGCAUUGAAUCCAGUCAUUUAGAAAAAAGUUGGCUUUAUACUGACCCAUUCUUGCUUGUGGAACAAUAAUAUACAGUGUCCUCCACUAAUAUUGGUACCCUUGGUAAAUAUGAACAAAGAAGGUUGUGAAAAUUGUCUUUAUUGUUUAACCUUUUGCCCUUUUGUAUAAAAAAACAUAAAUACUCUACUCUCAUGGAUAUCAAGCAAUUGCAAACACAACAUUGGUUUAUCAAAAAAGAAAAUAUUUGUUAAAUAUAUGUGUGGCACAAUUAUUGGCACCCUUUGAGUUAAUAAUUUGUGCUAUCUCCCUUUGCCAUGAUAACAGCUCUGAGUCUUCUCUUAUAAUGCCUGAUGAGCUAGAGAACAUAUGGCAAGGGAUCUGAGACCAGAUCCUAAAAUUCCAAGGUCGAUGCUGGUGGAGUCUCCUCUUUAGUUCACUCUACAGGUUUUCUAUGGGGUUCAAGUCCGUGGCCUGAUAUUUCAAUGGCAGGACCGUAUUGUGGUCAAUAAUCCAUUUUGUGUUGAUUUUGAUGUAUGUUUGGGAUCUUUGCUUUGUCCUGUUGAAAGAUCCAACCACAUCCCAGGUCCUAUGGAAGAAAACAGCCCCAAAAUAUUAAAGAGCCACCACCACAUUUUACCGUGGGCACGAGAUACUCUUCCUCAUUGUUACCGCUCAUAGUGCACCAAACCCACUAAAGGUGUUUAUUGCCAAAAAGCUCUUUUCCAGUAGUAUCUGGCAAACUAAAGACGUUUGUUUUUUAGAGUAGACUUUUUUGUUGUUGUUGUUGUUGUUGUUACCCUUCCAAACAACUUUCCGUGAUGUAGGUGGUGAUGUAAGUUACAUUGAAUUGUAGUUUUGGAGACUUUUGACCACAAGACGGAACUAACUUCUGCAAUUCUCCAGCUGUGAUCCUUGUAGAUACUUUGGCCACUCAAACCAUCCUCUCUACAGUUCGAUCAGACAAUUUAGACAAUAUGGACACAGUUCUCUUCCAGGUUGUUUCAUAACAUUUCCAGUUGGUUGGAACUUAUAAAUUAUUGCCCUGAUGGUGGAAAUGGGCAUUUUCAAUGCUAUUGUGAUUUUCUUAAAGCCACUUCCCAUUUUGUGAAGUUCAACAACAUUUUGCCUGACUUCACAGCUAUAUUCCUUGCUCUACCCCAUUGUGAUGAAUGACUAGGGGAAUGUGGCCUAUGUGUCACCUCAUAUUUAUCAUAUAAGUCGUGGUGGAACAAUAAGCAAACCCAGGUGUACAAAAAUAUAAAAUAUAAAUAGGAAUAUACCUCAAAUAUAUUUUUCUCAUAUGAAUUCAUAGGAGUGACAAUCAUUGUGCCACACCUAUUAAUGAUUUAAACAUUUUUUUUGGGGGGGGGGGGGUAAACGUGUUGUGUUUGCAAUUGUUUGAUAUCCAUGAGAGCAGAAUAUUUUAUUUCCUACUCAAGCAUAGAGGUCACAGAGCAGAGCCUCUCAUACCAUUAUAAUUUGUUUUAACUGUACGCAUUACAUUUUGCCAUUAUUUUCUUUCUACACCUCCCUCACUCCAUAUUGCAAUGGUUCUAUAUAUUAUUGUAUAUAUAUAAUAUUGUAAAGCGCUACGGAAUCUGUUGGCGCUAUAUAAAUGAUAAUAUAAUUUAGGUAGAUGCAGUGAGAGCAAAGUACAUAAGUAUAUUUAUAAUUAAUUUUAGCGGAACAUAGUUAUGUUAUUCUUUAUUUUAUUAUAAUAAUAUGCACAGGUUCCAAAACUAGGCAUAACCUAGAAAGACAGGCCCACGAGAGGCAAGGACAGAGACACUGUCACAGUCUGAAAUUUAUUAUGAAGUCAUAGCCUCUGACAUUCCAACGAAUAAGGAAGGCUUUAAACGAGGGCGCCUACAGUAGGGCUUAAGGGCAUUGAGGUUGUAGAGUAGAGCCUUUCACACUUUUAUAUUUUCAUUUAAAAGUGCACAAUUAUGUUUUGCAAAUUUUUCCUCUCUGCACUUGCUUUCUAUUGCAAUGUCAGGUUUUAUAUAACUUAGGUAGAGCAGUAAGAUCAUAUCAUAUAAGUAACCUAUAUUUAAUUUCCUCUGUGUAUAAUUAUGUUUUUCUAUUAUUUCCUUUAUAUAAUUGUGCAUAUGCUGCAAAAUCUGGGCUUGCAUAACCUAGAAAGACAGGCACACGAGAUGCAAAGACAGGGGCGCUGCCAUAGUCUGUGGCUUUUUAAAAGAUCACAGACCCUGAAAGGCCAACAAACUAGUAAUGCUCAGCCCCAUUACAACCUCUAACGCUUCAAACAGGGGGCACCAACGCUGGGGAAUUGGCAUAAAAUGAAAGGGGUUACAAAGAAUGAGAUAGAUUGCUGAAUUUAUUAUUAUUAUUGCCAUUUAUAUAGCGCCAACAGAUUCUGCAGCGUUUUACAAUAUUAUGAGGAGGGAUUUAACUAUAAAUAGGACAAUUACAAGAAAACUUACAGGAAUUAUAGGUUGAAGAGGACCCUGCUCAAACGAGCUUACAGUCUAUAGGAAGUGAGGUAUAAAACACAUUAGGACAGGAAAUAGCAAUCAAAUAAGGUGGCAGUGAAGCAGUGCUGGAGGAGAGAGUAGAGUGCUGCCCUUUAGGAGAGAGCAAGAGACUGGUAUGUGAGGUAGAGGUUACUCUGGGAGCCCACAAGCUGGGUUUUAAGACACUUCUUAAACGAUUGAAGACUAGGGGAGAGUCUGAUGGCGGUAGGCAGGCUAUUUCAUAGGAAGGGAGCCACCCGUGAGAAGUCCUGCAAGCGUGAGAUGGCCGUACGGGUGAGAGUAGUGGACAGGAGAAGGUCAUGUGCAGAGCGGAGAGACCGAGAAGGGGCAUACCUAUGAUUCCGUGAAGAGAUAUAAUUGGGGCUGGAAUUGUGCUUGAUAAGUAUGGGUAAGCAAGCCUGAAAAUGUAGAUGGCAAUUAAACACAUACGUAACCAAUAAUCUAAUGCAUUUUCUCUGCAGUAAAGUUAAUCAUUUAUGGUCUGUCCCAUGUGCAUAAGGAAUAUCUUGUAGUAAUUGUAAGAAACAAACUCUUUAUGGGUACAUUUGUUUGUUAUGUACAUAAAGCAUAUAUUUAAACUAAUAUAGGCAUCAUAUUUUCUAGACAUGGGUCUCCUGCUGGAACACAUGAUCUCAGUUAAGAGAGAGAAUGUUCAAGUUCCUCUAAUCUAAUCCAAGACAACAGGAAAAUUCUUAGAAAGCAAAGAGUUAGCAGUUAUAUAGACUUAAAUAUGCAGCUCAAGAACAAUGUUAAUGCUUUUUAGUGUCAUCAAGGGACUCUUUUGACUAGUUAACAAUACUUUUGAGAACUACAAAAGAGAAAAAUAAUAACAAAGGCAGUGGAAAAAAUGUUAUGCAAACCAGAAGUACUGAUUAUUUGUCAACAAAAAAGUGACCACUAAUUUGCUUUAACAAAGAAAAAAAACAACAAUUUAACCUAAUUAAUCUGAGAGGUUUCAAGGCAAUGCAAGGGGCAAUUUGUUAAGCCAUAAAAGAACAUACAAGUGUUAUGUGUUAAUAGGCAAACUAAAAAAGAAAAGAGCUAAUGCUACUUUAUAAAAGCCUAUGGAAAGCUUGUAUAAAUUGAAGUACAUAUGACAUUUCCAUUUUAUUUAUCUGUUCGUCUUUUAUUGAUUAAAAAAAACUGUGGUGUUUAAAGAGAGCACCACGUGUCACAAAUUCUAUAUUAUUUUUAUAUCCAAAUAACUUAAAAGAUUCUCAGCACUCAGGCAAGAGUUUAAAGUAAACAUAUUUUACCACCUCAAGAGGGGACCAUUGUCACACCUACUUUAAUGCGUAUUAUCUCUGAAUACCUGGACCAGGGCUGGAAUAGCAUAGGGGCUAAUAGAGCUGAAGUACCAGGCCCGUGCCCAUGGAAUAAAAUUUCACUACUCUCCACAUGCUCUUGCUUUGUGCAGAGGGAAUGAAGUAUGGAAACUUAAGAGGGAUGUAGGUGAACAAAAUGUGUGUGGAAUGGCAGACAAUGAAAUUAAUUAAGGUAAAGCCCUUAGUUGGCCAGCCUCUGAUUGCCAGGCAGCCGGACAUGCAUUUACGCCAGGCUGACAUACCAAUUAUUGAGGCAGAUAUGCUCCCAUUCUGUCCAUGUCUGCCCCUUUGGGCAGUGCCAGUUACGUAACUCACAUCAAUGGCACUCCCUUUUAAGCUGACCACCAAUGUCCUGCUUUACUGUACGUUACUGUUAGUGGGCAUGGAUUUGAUUGAGAGAUGAAAGCAAGAGACUAGCAUAGGGUAUGUGUUUUUUUUUUAUAGCUGCAUCUGUGAGUUUCAUUCCAGCACCACCAGAUACAUGACUCUUGGGAGGUAUGACUGUUUUAGUGUGUUCCGUUAAUAAUAUUCUGAAACAAGGCCCAUUGUAAUUGUCAGCAGCAAUCCCAAUGGGUACUUAAUCCUGCCCUGAACUUAAAGGACCACUAUAGUGCCAGGAAAACAUACUCGUUUUCCUGUCACUAUAGUGCCCUGAGGGUGCCCCAACCCACAGGGUCCCACUUCCGUGGUGCUGAGGGGGGAGGAAGGGGUUAAACGUACCUCUUUCUCCAGCACCGGGCGGGAGCUCUCCUCCUCCUCUUUGGCUGAAUGUGCAUGCGGGGCAGGAGCUGCGCAUGCAUUCAGACAGUCUCAUAAGAAAGCAUUCACAAUGCUUUCCUAUGGACGCUUGCGUCUUCUCACUGUGAUUUUCACAGUGAGAAUCACGCAAACGCCUCUAGCGGCUGUCAAUGAGACAGCCACUAGAGGCUUUAGAGGCUGGAUUAACCUAUUUAUAAACAUAGCAGUUUCUCUGAAACUGCUAUGUUUAUACAAAAAAUGGGUUAACCCUAGCUGGACCAGGCACCCAGACCACUUCAUUAAGAGUGGUCCUUUAAUGUUUUGGAGAAAGCAGAGCCUCUUGCUCAUGACACUUGGUGGUUGAUUUUAUGACACAAGCAGCUCAGCACACUAUUAAUUAGAGUUGUACAUUUGAUUUCUCCUGAAUUACGAUUCAUCUGAAAUUUGAGCGAUCAAGGGGUCAUCGGAAUUACCAAAGCACCAUAUGACUGAAUGACAAUGCAAAAGCAAUCAAAUGGACAAUGGACAAGCCUUAUUGUUUAAUACGUGAUUCGGAUUUCCUUGGUGGCAAUAAAAGCCUGGAUUGAAGGGAAAAAAGCUGAUUAAUAGUUAGAGGAAGCCACCAAAUGUUGAUUCUAUUGACAGAUCAAGCGAGAAGUGACCCAAUUGUAUUGGUUACUUCUCGUUUAACUUGUGAACCAAAUGGUGUGAAAAUGUGGCUGUCAUUGUCCACCCAAAAUAUACAUAAUAUUUACAUUUUGCAGUGCAUUGAGUGGCCAAUUUUGGUUGGUCCAAAUUGCUUUUACCAUGACAAUUGCAUGGACGAAAACACCACGUGGACAAAACCUGAAUCAAUCGAAACAAGAAAAAAUUAAUUUUUGAACGAAUUUAUUCACACACGUCUACUAUUUAUCUAAACAUGUUUUGUUGACAUUUUACAUACUGCUGCACUGUGCAAAGUUUUGGAUAGCUUUGCAUAGCUUUCAUUUUAUUUACAGAAACCUCUCCAAUUCCUGUGUAUACUAUGAAAUAAAGAGAGAUUGAUUUUACACACUUUAACAUUUUUGCUAUUUGUGUUGGGAACAAUUCUCUCACUGAAGAUAAAGCUCUCCAAUUUAUCCUCUCAGAGUACAGCUAUCUCCCUGACCUUACAUAGAAAAUGUGUCUGUGGUUAACACUGAUAUACCAUGAUGUAUAUCCUGCUAACUUGAUUUACGACAAGCUUGACAUCAUGCAUAAACACUAUGAGGCAUUGCUUUUCUGUCUUUUGGCUAAGAUCAAGUUUAGUAUUCAUAUUGUCUCUACACUGUGAAAUGUUGAUCUUUACUUUGACUAGGGCAGGGGUAGGCAUCCUUCAGCACUUCUGAUGUAUUGGACUACAUCUCCCAGAAUGCUCCUACAGAGAAAUGCUGGCAAAGCAUCAGGGGAGAUGUAGUCCACAACAUCUUGAGUCCAUGCAGGUUUUGUGUGCAUGGUCGGUGCGCUCACUCAUAACUUAAUUCAUUUUUGUUAGGCAUUUUUACUCACUUUCUUUUUUUUUUUUUUUUUUUGACAAUCAAUUUUUAUGUAAUUUUUUAAUAAUAAGACAGGGGUGUAAGAAUAAUAAGCAGGAAUAAGUUGUGCUUCGUUCGAGUGUUCAAGGUCUUACAUUGUCAUAAGUGAUCCAAUACAAAGAUAGUUUACAAUUCACCAUUGUAUGUCAUUAGUUUUCCACCGGUUAAGAUUAGUCUGCGUAUACAUAGUUUGUUCUAUGCUAUCUCGUAUCUUUUGUGAGUUGGUACAAGAUUUCACUUAUAAUACUUCGUAUUCCCUCAUUUAUAUCACUUUGACUCUGUUAUGUGGGGAUGAACAGAGUCGGUGUGGGCAUUGAACCGAGUCUGGUGUUCUGUUUGUCGCACGUACCGGGCUCAGGACGCGUCAGAACAUGACGCGUAGGCUACGGGUCUGAGACCAAGCAUGUGGGGUUAGGGCGCUCCAGACCGUCCUGAACUUGGGCUUGUGGUCAUUGUCCGUUUCGUGUGCCCACUGUGUAGAUGGGUGUGUGUGGCUAACUGGUCUCCAAGGUAAUGGAUUGGGUGUAUAGAUUGGGGCGUGGUUCUGUUUGUAAGCCAUCUUUCAUGUCUGUCAGGAGUGGGGUCUUUUUGUGUGGGGUCGCCUUUGUCCCUUACUAUGAAGUGUAACUUAGGUCCGGGACGUCCAGGUUGCCUAGUGUGUUUAUUCUGCCGCUGCCUAGGAGGUCUGGGCUCUUCUCCACAGCUGUGGUCUGGUCAGUCGGGGGUCCAGAUCCUUUUCAGUGCUACACAUUUACUGUGAGUCCCAGUCCGGCCCGUUAGUCGGGCCUGUCUAGUCUGGAGGGGCACUUUCUCUUCACUAUUUGUAAGCACACCGAACAUACCACAGUGAUGCCAAGUCUGAAAAACCAAUUUGAAGACGAUCAGGGUUAUUUACUUAAGAGAAGUCAAAGUGAAAUAUAAGGUCUAAUUAGCCUAACUGGAACAAUUCUACAAGCUAGCUAUGUUUUCAGUUUGGCUACAUUGGCCUUAACUUUUAAAUUUACUUUGAGUUCUUAAUUUAGUAAAUAAUGUGCUUUUUGGUGGAAUAGAUAAGUCUUUGCUUUAUACCUGACAUCUCACACUGAAGACCAUCUGUUCCGAAGGAUGGACCACGUAAGGCAUAGCAACUGCAGAAGGCACUAGAAGUAGAAUGUACAUGAUCAUAAAGUAGUGAGACCUCCCCUCCGUGCCUGGUGUUCCCAUAGACUGGCUCCCAUGGUAACCUUGCAAUAGUUAAAAUACAGACUACUUAUAGAGCAGUCAGCUGUAAUACUGUUCACAUGACUAUGAAUCAAAAUCCUGUCUGGGAAGCAAGUGCUACAUAUAGACCUAUGGUGCUCUAUUAAAAAUAGGGAGACACGUAAAUUAGGGGGAGGGCACACAAGUCAGUUCACUCUACUACGUUCACCAACAUCCCAUUCAUAUGAGUUGCAGGGUUAUUAAAGGGAUUCUAUAGUGGCAGGAAAAGAAACCCGUUUUCCUGGCACUGUAGAAUACUACAGUGUCCCCCUCCCUCGCGCCAAUCCUCCAGCGCUGCUGAAGGGGUUAAAACCCCUUCAGUCACUCACCUGAAUCCAGGGCCGCUGUCCCUCAAUGCUAGGUUAAGCUCCAUCCACGCUCCUCCCCUGCCGCGAGGGAGACCUAAAGCGCAUGCGCGGCAAUUGCUGCGCUCGCAUUAGGAUUUCCCAUAGAAAGCAUUAUUCAAUGCUUUUCUAUGGGGUAAAAUCUGAUGCUGGAAGUCCCCAUGCAUAGCAUGAGGACGUCCAGUGUCUGGUAGACAGCCACUAACUCUCAAAAACUGCAAAAAUUACCUUUGCAGGGUUAAGGGACAUGGAACAUUGCACCCAGACCACUUAAAUGAGCUGAAGUGGUCUGGGUAUCUUCAGUGUCCCUUUAAGGACCUUAGAGGCUUCCUCUUAGUUUUUUGGCAUUCUGACUAAUGAAACUGAACUACUAACCUGCCACAUACUGGUUGAGGUGACAGAAAAGGGUCUGGGGUAUCUCUUCUUCACUUUUGUCUAUCCUUUGCACUCACUGCACAUCUGGCAGCCUUCUCUUGCUAGUAUGGAAAUCCUACAUUAUUUCCUCAUACACAUGGAGUGAAGUAAAGGAGAUAGAUAGUUCUCUUUCCUUAGCAGCUAACUGUUUACAAAAAUUAUUUCCAAAUUUUAUCCAGUCUUCACUUCUAUCUAUAUUAUAUGUUCUACUUUCCAAAAGGACAGAAAGGGCCUGUAUAGUUUCAACCGCAAAUUAUAUAAUGUAAACUGUGGAAUUAAACUAUCUGGAUUACAUCCAAGCUGUGUGAGCUUGAUUUAGUGGGAGGCUCUGUUAUAUAAUAAUUUAGAUGGCCAUUUUACAUUUGCUUGCAAAAUUACCGUACAAUAAUUCUGCAAUUUAAAACUCCAAACCAUGUGAACCUUUAGUAACCCGAACAGUAAAAUAAAAUCCAUACAAAAUGGACAAAAAUACAGACAUACAAAAAGAUGAGGAAUAUAGCGCAGUAAGCUUUGCAUUGGAUUAUGGGUCUAUAAAGCUACAGAAAAAUAUAUAAUAUAUUUAAUAUAUAAUAUAAUAUAUAAAGAGUAGGUUGUCAAAUAUGAGCCAUUUUCAAAGAAAUUUAAGAAUUCUGAUUCCACUUUAACUAUUAUAGCUGUUAAUAUUACUAAACUUUUUUAGGAUUUGUGAGGAUUUUAAUUGACAGACCCAAACGUGGUAAUUUAAAAGUCAGAACUUUUAAAGGAUCACUAUAGUGUCAGGAAAACAAAGCGGUCCCCCUCCCGUGGCGCUGAAGGGGUUAAAGCCCCUUCAGCAGCUCACCUUAUUCCAGCGCCGGUCUCCCUCGGCGCUGGCUCCCCCGCCGACGUCAGCGGAGCCGAAUGCGCAUGUGCGGCAAGUGCCGAGCGCGCAUUCAAAGUGUCCAUAGGAAAGCAUUUCUCAAUGCUUUCCUAUGGACGCUUUGCGCGAUGGAGGCAUAAUAUGCCUCCAGCUUCGCAGAUGCGCCUCUAGUGGCUGUCCGGAAGACAGCCACUGGAGGCUGGCUUAACCCCAAAUGUAAACAUAGCAGUUUCUCUGAAACUGCUAUGUUUGCAUCUGAAGGGUUAAAACCUGAGGGACCUGACACCCAGACUACUUCAUUGAGCUGAAGUGGUCUGUGUGACUAUAGUGUCCCUUUAAUAUUAAACAACAACAAAAAAUCAAUGUCUCAAAAUCAGAGAUUAGAAAACUGCUAGAAAACUAUAAUAUUUAUAUACGUAGUUGAGUCUAUAUCAAAGAGAGGAAGAUGUUUUAUUCAACAGCACACAAUUGUUACACCUGUACAAAUUGUAUGUCUGUCUGAGAGGAGUACUUUGCUGUCAAUGAAGAAAACAAAAUAGGUAUUAUCUUGGGAUCAGACCUUGCCUCCGUUUUGUCUAUUUUUAGGAGACUAAUUCACUACAAGGAAGAUUUAAAUGGUGACUCAAUGACACUGUUAGAUUCUUCACAUAUAAAUGAAACUUUGGGGCAAAAUAUGAUAGAAUACUAUAGACUUAACCUAAACAUGAUGAUGAAAUAUUUUACAACAUAGCUUGCACAUGAGGCAGAAAUAAAGGGGUACAGCCUAGGCUCAAUUGAAAACACUACAAGAGGGAAAUAACAAAGUACUCUCUAAAAGUACUCAUUCAUAAAUUUUAAAUAAAACACAUGACAACUUAAUAUAGCUCAGAUAGUUAUGUCAGAAGCUCUUAUAUAAAAAGAAGAGUCUAACUAUUUUGUUUAUACCAAACUAUAAAGCUCAUAGUGCAAAAAUGAUAUUGUACUUGCCUCUUUAAAAACUAUUUCUGCUUAAUCACAUAUCCCUCGGCAAAACUUUCUAUUCAGGCUCUCUUUCAAAUAAAUUAUGUAUAAUUAACGAUACAAGGCAAGGAUGUCCUUUAUCCUAUUCAUUUUAAUUUUGGCAAAAGAGUCAUUAGUUGAAAAAAAUAAAACAAAUCAGAUCUUCAGAUAGUAAAGAAUUACUCCAAACCUUUUCAAAGAUAUGUUUCUUUUUCUAGAAUGACCUAUUGGAGAUUAGUUAUUAGGUCCCCAACUUGUAAAUGCUUUAAAAUAAAAAAUAAAGUUGGUGUUCAGUGCCUGGUGAACCUUCCCAUGCUGGUUUCUAUGCCCAUCUGACAUCAAAGUGAAGCAAUUGAUUGGACUAUUCUAACUGACCUGAGAGGGUAUAUGUGCGCUCAAAGCCAGGGAGGGGAGAGAAGCGAGUGGACAGUGGAGGGAGUGUUUUAUAAAUAAAACAAUAACAAUGGAUGGAAACAUGAAGGGAGCGCACCAAGGAAGGGUGAACACAGUCAAGCCUCGGACAGAGUAAUGUGUACCGUGAGUGUGACUAGCCCCCAGCAUCAAAGUGUACAUAUUGCACAAACACUGCACAUACUGAUUCCUACUGCCAUGACCGCUUCUAAAAGUUGAAGUGGUCAUGAAUGUUGGAGUAACCCUUUAAACAGGGAGCACUAACUGGCAUUUUAUGCAGAUUGUAUGAUCCUAGUCAUCAUCAACCUGGUUAAUUUCUUUAGGUGGUAUAGAUCAAUUAUUUAAGAAAUAUGGAGAAGUAUAGUUCAAUAAGAAAGGGCAGAUAUUUUUAGGGUACAUCAACUUAUUGAUUCCGAAAUUAUUUCCUUCUUUUAUUUACAAUAAAAUGCUUUUCAAAUAACUAUUUAUCUAGUUCACAGUGAAACAAAGCUUACCGAUAAACACUGUGCAUUAUGUAAAACAUAAAUCAUUCUGGCAAAUAAUGUAGUAUAAUCUAGAUUAAUUAGAUCUCUAUAGCUUUGCUAUGAUAUCAUAGCUCACUAUAUGGAAAUACAAAAUUUCCAUAUAUGAAACAACCUAUAAAAAACUAAAAAACAUUGCUCUAUCACAAAUGCAUGGUAUGACUGGAUCAUUUGGAAAUGUGUAGGAAAUUAUACAUGCAAUGGUGUUUCCCAAUGAUUGGGUGGAGGAAAUGUUGUUAAAGGGACACAUUAAGCACCCAGACCACUUUGUUUCGUUGAAGUGGUCUGGGUGCAAUGUCCCUGUGCACUUAAUCCUGGAAUGUAAAACUGCAAUCUAUUUACAAAUACUGCCUACAGUGGCUGUCUAUCAGAUUGUCCUGAAUUCGGCUGGACAGUCAAGAUUUCAAAUCUCCAUCAGAGAAGGGACCAGGUACCACAGAAAAGUCACCAUAAAGAAUUUCUACAAAGAGUGGUUUAGCAGCUCUGUCUUUAUGGCCAGCCUUGAUUGGAAAAUUUGUAGGGCUGUCAACUGUGCAUGAAUCAACACAAGGAUGUCACACAGAUAAAAGUCACACAUGCUUGUGAGAGGAAGUUUUUUGUUGAAUUGCUGGAGCAACAAACAGACAUCUGUGUCUCCUGCUGCAUAAUUCCAUCAUUUAGGGAACUAGCUUGGCAAUAAAACAGACCACAAAUAUAACUGAUGGAGGCAAAUUACUUUAAAUAUUUCCCGGCCAGGGAAGUGGUCACUUAAUGAUCUCCUGCAGCACCAUGCAGGAAACUAGGAGAUUUAAAAUAGGGAAAUAAUAAGGCCACUGGCCUUGGUAUAAUACACAGUUGCUCAGUGGAUUCUAAAUUCUAUAAUACAUAUAGAAGCAUAAUGAUACAAGCAUAAUGGAUACAUGUAAAAAUUAACAGGGAUGGUAUAAUCUUUAUGAAUUACAUAAUUUGAAGCCACGUUCUCCUUGUUAAAAUAACAACAGGCAAGCCGAAUUUUCAAUAAGGCAGAGUAGGAACCAGCCUAGAUUCACAUGUCCUGUAGGGAACACUUAUUUAGCAUUUAUAUUGUGCCUUUAUGUAGAUUAUGUGGGCUGGUGAGGACAUAAGUACCAGGAACCUUGGUCAAUGUCCUUAAGAGCAGAGAGAAUAGCUGCAGGAACAAUUAUAGAUGGUUUAACCAAAGUGACACCACCAGUGUCUGCGUGUGAGAUUGGACAGGAAGUGGAAGGGAUCACUUCCUAUCUGCUCACUACCAGCCUCUCAUACAGGAAAUGCUUUGCAGGGGUAGGGACAGCAAUGAGUGAUUUCACACUGUAUAGCAGCUUUUUCAGUUUUACUAGCAAUCAUAGUUCGGUGAGUACUUUGCAAAUAACCCUCCAAACUCCAUAUACCUGUGUAGGAAAUUAUCCAUGCAAUGGAUUGUAACAUAUUGUAAGAAUCCACCUGUAACAAACAGGGAGACAAUAUUUACUUAUUGUAACAUAGUGUAAGAUGAAAUCUGAUAUAUAUUAUAUAUGGAGUGAAAAAAAUCAAUUAUACAAGCUUUUAUUAACUAAUAGUCUGGAAUUGUAAUAAAAAGAAAUCUAUAAAAAGCAAUUAGAUAAAUUAAACUAGAAAUUGAGACAAUGAUUAUCUCCCAAUCCUCUGAGCUUCUACAUGCACAUUCUAUAAUCAAACACAAACCAGUUAAAAGUUCAUUAAGGAGAGGCAGUGGUCACAAUUUUAUGUGAGCUGGAGCAUCAAAAAUGCUAAAGAACCUGUUAAGGCAUCUCAUCGGCGACAGAAAGACUGCUGGUGCUGCUGCACUGGGGCUCGCAAGCUGGGGGCCCAUCGGGUGGCCCACGCAUUUAAGUCCACCCAAUGGACAUCUCUAAUUAGAGGCCUGACUGGGGGUUAACAGGGUAACAGGGUCCCGAUCAGACUGGCAGUUCGGCUGUGGUGCUGGGAGAAAGUGAGCACAGUUAACUUCCUGCCAGCUUUUACAUAGCCACGUUGGGAGGCAGAGUUAUGAGGAAGAGGCCGGAGUGUGGAUUGACAGUCAGAUUCAGACUCUCAGCAGCCUCAGUCAACACCUUCUGCAGCAAAAUUCUACUGGGCCUCAGGGAAGCCACCCUCCUACACCCAAAAACAUAUAGAAACAGGAGGGUUGCUAAAAAUAUUGAAAUUAUGACCUAUAUGUCUCUGUGUGUAUGUGUGUGUAUCAGUGUGCAUCUGUAUGUGUGUGUGGCAGUUUAUGUGUAUAAAUGCAUACAUCCUGGAAAUCAAAUGCCAACACUACAUACAAACACAUUUCUGUAUUAAAACAUCAUAUGUAAACACACACCUAGAUUUAAACAUCAAUACUACACAAAUGCACACCUGUAUUCAAAUGCCAGCCCUUACAUACAAACACACCCCUGCAUUCAAACACUAAGUAAACCACUGCUUUCAAAUGGCAAAAAUACAAAGAAACACACAACUGCAUUAAAAUGACAUACAAAUACACCACUACAUUCACACACACAUACUCCAUACAAAAACAUUACAUUCAAACACACAAAUACAACCCUGCAAGAAUGGGUUUAAUUUUUGCUGUAGUAGGCCCCAUCAAGCAUACAAUAAUUAUUUUGUAGGCUUUCUGUAACUAUUUUCAAAAAUGAAAUGUGUAACUUAAAGUGAAUUGUGCUGUGUAUGUACUACAAAUGUUAGAAGCCUUGCAAGGAAAAGUAUUUCAUCCCCCCCCCGCAAAAAAACCCCAACAUAUAUAUUUAGUAGGACGUACAAAGUGUCAGAGAUAAGCUAUCGCCUGACACCUGUAUUAGUUCACAUGGGAUUGAAGGUUGUACAACUGUUGCACUCUAGUAGCUAAUACUCCUGCUAACAAGUCUACCAGAGGCAGUGCCUCUAGUUAAUUACCAGCGACAAACAACAAUACUGAUUAUAGGAAAAUAAACACAAUUUAAGUUUAAGGAAAAGAAAUUGAUAUAUUUAUUUUUCACACACAUAUAUAUAUAUAUAUAUAUACAUACACACACACACACACACACACUAUAUGUAUAGUGUAAAUAUAUAUAUUUUCUAAGUAUUAAUAAGCUAAAGAGAAAAAAAUCCUUAAAGAAAAAAAAAUGUAAAUUAAAUCCACUAGGAUAUUCUGUUUCAUAAAGCAGAUGUAGCUGUUUUUUGUUUAAUUCUUUCUUUUGGGGUUUAGUUUAGCAGCCGUUACACAUUAGUAAUAAUCUUCUUGGUGUUAACAGCCACAGGCUACAAAAUGUAAGGCUAUAUUGGCUCCUUUUCCUCCACUUCUGGAAGAUAAAUGAACUGAACAGCAGACAGAAGGAACAGACAAUUAUAAAAAUAAAAAAAUAAAAAUGUACAAAAACACAGAGGUGAUAGUAUGUGGUAUGCCCAUUGUGUAGUUUAGCCACAGCUAUAUUUCUCUAACUUAUGGACAUGAUUUAAGCAAUUGUACAGACAAACUAUUAAUGUAAACUGCAUACUUAACAUAAUUGCUGUCAGUCAUGCACAUUAUGUACAGAUGGCCCAUCGCAGGCCUGUUCCUGCCCAGAUCUUAAACUUCAUCACAUGGAGAAUAUCCAGUUUAUUAAAAUAUUACCAGAUGACUUCUGAUUACUGACUGAGCAAGUCCUUAAUAAUCCUUUCAUAGUGGAUACUUUACUGUGUCCAUUUAACACUAGUCUGCAAGAUAAACUAGUGGAAUAGAAUUCAACUCUACACCUUUAAUUUCUACAAAGCAGUUGAAUACUGGUCUAUACAAAGUUAAUUUGGCAGAAAAAUAUUGGCUGACUAACACUAAACUAAGGCAAAUUGCUGUUUCCCUUUUCAUAAAACGAUUUAGGGAACUAUCAUAUGAUUAAAGAGAUUUGCAUUACGCAUGGAUUGCAGGAUGCAUUCUUGGAAUAAAUGACUUCCAUUUUUUAUUCUGCAUGACUGUCUCCUUCAACUAAAACAGGCUAUUAUACAAACUAUUUGCACAACUAAUUAUGAGACAUGAUAAACAUCUCUUUCAAAUUCUGAGUAAGAGAACAAUGAAUGCCAUAUAAUGGGUUUGGAAAACAGACAGACUGUAUGCUAAACAUACAAUUAACCACAAAAAAAAUCUACCCUUUUUAAGUAUUUGGAGGGGUUGGGAAUCAAGCCAGUGUCAUGAAACAUGAAUUCAUAAACAAAAAUCAUAUAAAUAACCGAUAUAAGUUGACACCAAAUGAUAUAUUUAAUGAUAUGUACUUCGCUGCAUUGAAACAUAUAUUAGAAAUACAGUCUUAAAAUCAAAUACCAAAAAAAUCUCAAACAAGUCAAAGUAUUGACAUUGAUUAGUUUACAGUGUAAUGCUAUUUAUUAAUUAUAUAACCAAAGAUUAACAUGCAGCUGUACAGAACUACAAACAGUGCAUGUGAUAAAAAAACAAACUGUUGAUGAAAGUCAUGUACCUUUGGUACCAUAAUCACUAGAGUGGCCUAUAGUGGUCAUGGUGUUUGGAGAGGUCCUUUACACCAGGAGUUUAACCCCUUAGUGACUGUACGUCCGCGGCCAAAAUGAGCGAUCUAAGCAAUCGUGAUCGCUUCCAGACGCUCUAAGGGUAUUAUACCUCAAUAUCUAGGGAUCGUGCAAUACCCCCUCUUCACCGGGCACCCGAAUGAUCCGGGUAAAUAUAACGGGAAUUUAGAAAGACCAUUUAAUGGUGAGAAAAACAGUAUAUAAUAUGUGUGGGUACAGUAAAUGAGUAAGAGGAAAAUUACAGCUAAACACAAACACUGCAGAAAUAUAAAAACGGCCCUGGUUAAGGGGGGUUAAGCAUGCCUGGAAUAGGCAUAAGGCUACACUAGCUAUAAAAAGGCCAGGGACUAAUGAAAGUAUUUAGAAAAUUGGGCAGACUAGAUGGGCCUAAUGGUUCUUAUCUGCCGAACACCGUCACAUUCUAUGUUUUCUUGAUAAAGUACCUAUUUCUGUAAUAGUUUAGAAUGUAUAAUAGAACACUUGUAUUUUGGUUCAGUUCAGUAGUAUAAUGUAAAAGACGUAAAUACCCUGAAGGUGAAACGUAGUUACACAGAUCGUUACAUACUGCUUCUUAUUUUUUAGGCAGUAGCAGACAUACAACCACAUCCUUACAUAAUAAAUUUAGCCGAUGGACAAGUUAUCAUGACAUUAAAAGCAAACCAACAAGUUUGCUAGUAGUGUAGAAUUUGACAUAUUAAAAAAGGAUUCACUUCUACUCACUCUCAUUUGAAGGGAAUUGCUUUGUAAGAGGUUCAAAGGGUAAUCCCGAGCACCAUAACCACUAGAGCACAUUUUUCAUCUGAUGAAUUCUGUCCAAAAUUGAACAAAAUUGAUACUGUUAAAGUGAUACUAAUAUUGAGUUGAGAGUGCCUCUUGAAUAUUACUUUGUUCCAUCAAAAGUAUGUCUUGAUUAGAAUUGUUUUUAAUCGUUUCAGACCACCUGCUUACAAGAAAUUGUUUUUUUAAUGUAUCAGUGGAAAUAAGUAAUUCAAUAUAGUAUACAUUUAAAUACCAAACCAACAUUAACUAAUUGUGUACUCUGACGAAGAAUUUGCAUAUUAAAAUAAAUUGGAAACAAAGUAUUGGAGAUUACAUUUUUAAUUAAUAGUGGCACUAAAAUAAUAUUUAGUUGUAAACCACACUUUAUAGUUUGCUAUUAAAUAUCUAUUUUCACAGUCAAGCCAUUUAAAUACACCCAUUUCAGUCAUUAAAUUUGAAGGGGAUGGGAAAUUUACACCGAGAGAUAGGUGGGUGAAAUAAAAAAUAAGGAACACUGUAGCAUUAGGAAUACAAAAGUGUAUUCCUAACUGUACAGUAUCCCUCAGCCAUAAAUGUACUGUCCCACCCACUGGGGGUUAAAAAUUCUUUAAACACUUACCUCUUUCCAGCGCUGAGGUCUCUGGAAUCGGCAAUAGGAAGAAGCUAAUGAGCAUGCAUUAGGCCUUCCCCAUAGGAAAGCAUUGAAUCAAUGUUUUCCUGUUGGGAUUUUGAAGAUGCUGGACGUCCUCAUGCAAAUUGUAAGUGUGGAGUUAUAUUCCGAGUAAAUGCAGGAAGCGCCUCUAGUGGCUGUGUGGGAGACAGCCACUGGAGGCAGUCUUCUCCCUGCAGUAUAAACAUUGCAGUGUCUCUAAAACUGCAAUGAUUUACAUUGCAGGGCUAAGGGACAGGGACACUCCACCCAGACCACUUUAAUGAGAUGAUGUGGUUGGGGUACCUGUAGUGUCCCUUUAAGGAUAAAAAUUAAGGGGAGUUAAAAAUGUAUGUUGAAACAAAUUGAAAAGAACAAGAGAGCCAGGAAUGAAAGUUAACCUCUCACUUGAGAGAACUUUAAAUCGAUACAAUAUAAAAGCUGUCUGUGUUAACAUUUUAAAAACAAUACUGUGGUUUGAAGAUAUUUUUCAUAAUACAUUUUAACCUAACUGCCAAGAAGCUCAUUAUGAAAAGGCAAAUAAAAAGCAAAGAUUAACCCAAUAUUCGCUCUUGAUUUCUGCACUAACAUUUUUAAUUUAAGUUAACAGAGCUCAAAGACACAUUAAUAUCAAUCAACAAGACGAGAAUAGAUCUGACACUAGUAUUGAAUUUACCUUACAGGAAAAAUGUAUUAUUAAAUAUAUUGUAAAAAUUGUGAGGCAUUGCAUUAUAGGGUUUUAUGUACUGUUGGCUAAUGAAAGCUCUUUUAGUUAAGAUGUAGAUUGUAAAUUUGCACAGGCAUUUCAGAUGGUGCUCAGUGACAUUGUUUAAGGCUUAAGGGGUUAAAACCUCAGAAAUGUGGCUGUAUAAUCUUUCUCUAUCUGCGCAUGAAUCUUUUAAUGUGUACAUCUUUGCAGAAAUGUGUCACUGUGCAUGAAUGUGUUUCUGAUCUAUUUCAGCCCAAAGCAUUAAGGAUAACUUCAGUUUAUAAAACAAACACUUCCAAAAACUCCUAGUGAAAGAACCUACAAAAUCUGUUGAAAAAACUGAGAAUUUAUAUUGCAUCCAUGGCAUACCAAUAAAAAACUAUUACACACAAAAUCUGUUUAAAUGGAUCAUCUGCACUACCAAAACUCCAAAACAUAUUUGACUUCUAUAGAUUAAUACAACUAGGCAUACUCUAUAAAUAAUAAAAAAAACUAAACUAAAUUAAAACUCUUCUAUAUUAUUUUAGUGAUAAGGGAAUCCAAAACAGAGAUGAAAUGUGUUAUUUUCAUCAAAAGCAAUGCUUACAUGUCACCAUCUCCUAUAUUAAUUUUGAUAUAUAUAUCAAUCUGAGUCACUUUAGAAUACACUUAAAAUCUGAUAAACCCAAUGCCCUAUUUCCACUAUACAAUAUUUGCUAUGAUUUAGGUCAUAAUUUGAUGCCAAGAAUAUAAUAACAUCAUAUCGAACUCCAAUUGAGAAACUCUGAAAAACUUUAACCACAUAUAUACGGUUUGAUCAAAAAUUCUGGUAUAAAACUUGUGCAUGGUGAAAAAAUUUGCUUUGUCCAAAUCGAUUUGCCCUUAAAAAAAAAGUUUUUUAAAAUGGUUCCAGAUGAAUUGCGUCUUAGCAAUUUGGUGUUUUUGAGUUGGUAAAUUUUGACAAUGUAAUAAUUUAAGGACUAAUCAAAAUGACACUGAUAUAACCUAUUAUUGUACUAAUACAUACAUACAUAAUGUAAAUAUGUUUAUAGUACAUUGCAAAUUAUAUACUUUUUCGUAAUUUAUCCAUGUAGAAUUUUGGAGUUGUGGAAUUUGGAAAAAUCCGCAAUUGCCAAAAAUUUAACAAAUCACAAUUUAUUUGAAACCACAAGUCACUUAGUUAUUUAUAUUUAAUACUUAUUUAAGUGUUUAGUGGCUACUUUUCUAAAUACGCUAGCAUCAAACACAUAUUGAUAGCUCAAUAAUGUCUCAGUUUAAAUAAUCAGAACCCUUAAGUAAAAUAAAAAUUGGAAAUUUACAUACCAAUACAGCUCCCUAACAAAACUAACCUCCUCAUUACCAAGCACAAAACAAAUACCCUAAAACCCUUAGUCUCCCAUUAUUUUUAACUAUUCUUAAAAUCCAAAAUCAAACGCCAAACCUAAUCCUACACCAGCCCUAAAACUAACACUGAGGCAUUCCUUCUGUUUGCAUGCAGGGAACCCGAUGAGGGUCUUUGUAGACAUGUUUCAGACCACCAUGGUUGAACAUGAUCGAUUAGCCACUGUGUUUUAAGGGACUAUGUCUACGAAUAUUGGUGUUUAUUUAACCACUAGAUGCGGAAAGAAUUCGUAAUUAUUCUAUAGUAAACUGCUUCUUGUAAUCCUCCAGUAAAAACCUGCAAAUACUUUAAAGAGAAUGAGAACGUACAUCUAGGAUAUCCAGCAAGUAUGGUAGUAUAACAGCUAUAAAGAUGCUCAAAUACUGCUCAAGGAAUCAAUAACCAUUUCCGGUAAUGAAACUGUUUGUUGCUGCAACAAUUCUGUCUUUAAUUCUUGCCAGCUGUAUAACAAUGAGCCUUGCAGAAAUUUAUUUAAUUUUGAUUCUCCAAUCCAAAAUGACUUACAGGGUUUAGAGAAGGUGGCAGAUUUCUAACACUUGUGUUUACACAACGAUGGCAGAGAAAGCAUUAAGCAUCACUGGCACACCUGGGAUCUCUCUAGGGUUUCCCGUAAUCCAUAACUCACUGAUAGAUGUUGGUUCACUGUUAAACAUUGCCUUUUUUUUUUUUAACUGUCUGUUGACUGGAGUUUGUCAUUCUUGACUAUUCAAUAUGUGCUACAAAUGCUUGGAUUUUACAUCGAAAGUAUGAGCAUCAAAACCACUUCACUUAGAUUCUGCCUUGUAAACUUCUACCUGCAAACAAUGUCAUUUCUGAGAAACCAAACUUUUUUUUCCCCCAUGGCUCUAAUGGCUGUCAAUCAUACGGUCUUAGGUCCCUUGGAUUGAAAUAUCUUCAGUAGUUGUAUGGAAGUGAGCAGAUGCCACAUGCGGAGUAUGCACUCAGCAAUAUUAGAGACACGUAUUUGUGGACACUUUCACUAUCGAAUUAAAUUAAUUUGUCUGUUAAAGUGCCCAGUGGACAACGAUAUGAUUAGUAAUAUUUUUAAUUGUAUAACUUCCUGUGUAAAGGUUAUUUGUGAUCUAAAUUAUGUUUGGGGUUUUCAUUCACAACCAUUUACAUAACUGCUGGCAGCAAAAAUAUAGAUUAUUUAAGUAAAAUAAAAAAAUCAAACACAAAAAGUCUUGUUCUAAACCAAGAAAUAUUUUCAAGAUUUUAGACAGGACGAUAGAAUAAUACUGUUUGUUCAUCGUAAUUCAUAAAGUAUGACUUAAUUUUAUAAAAUAUAAUUGCACAUGAGUCAACUGUAAUCAUCUACUGCAGAUAGCAAGGUGUCUGAAAUAGAACAAUAAAUAGUUGUACUAUCUGAAUAAUGUAAAAAAAAAAGAGAGUGAUCUAAUAUACAUAUUUAAAACAAAGUAUUUUACAAAUUUAGGAUUUCUUUCUCUACUUCUAUGGAAAACACUACGUUAUUUCCUAUACUUAAAGAGACACUCCAAAACAAGAGAAAUUUAGUUCUAUAGCACCUUAAACACUCCAAACACCAUAACCACAGGGUCAUUGUAGUGACUUCUAACCUAGGGGCUGCCAGACUCCACACCGCACCUACACUACUUCUGACAAAGAACUGUGAACUCCUGCGUAGAAGCUUCCUUUAGCUUUCCUGAGCUAAGCCGUGCAGACCUCGUUUAUUGCCUGAGAAUCAGCUGAUGACUUUCUGUCAAUGAGUUAAGCCUAGCACUGCAGGGCUUAGCUCAGACAGAGACCUUAUGGCUGUUGAAUGUAGUCGAGGUGGAGGUGGGGAGCAGCCCAAAUGGCAUGACUACCUAAAAUGUGGGGUCAUUAAGGGCACCAUAACCACUGCAGCAUGCAGAGCGUGGAUUGGAAUAAGUCUCAUGAAGUUUAAGCAGGUCCAAGUCCUAUUAACAACGGUUUAUAAUUGCAUUGACUUGCAAAGACAGUCAAACAAAGACAGAUAUAUGCCUACUCCAAUCUAACAGACUUCACAGGAGAAAUACAAGCUUCCCAAUGCUAUUCCUAGUACUUGUAUCUUAGGUGCAUGAUAUGCUGCUACCAUCCUCCCACAUUGGGCUAGUAGUGUUGAGUAAACGAGCCACAUCUACAUGCAUACAAUGUUUUGUAUUGGAUAAAUGGAGCAAGUUCCACAUAAUAUAAUAUACGGAGAUCAGCAAAUGUGUAUAAAGAAAUAUCUAUUUAUUUGAAACCUUAACAGUGUUUAAUUAAAUUUCUGCACGUUAGAAAAUAAGGAAACAUUUUACUUUUUUAUUAUUUGAUUAAUCUACUUUUAGAUAUUGGCACGAUUGUUAUACUGACUGUUAUAUUUCACAUUCAAAUUAUCAAGUAUAUUUAAAACUAUAAAUAUUUGUUUGACAUCUCUGUGUCCAAGAGAUUUCCAUGUAUUCAUUUUCGGCCGACGGUGGAUGGGAAUACGGCUCAUUAAAUUCAAGCCGGUCCGGAGAAUUCACGGACACAAAAACAUAAAUAACAAUAUAGGGAAAAAGCCACAGAUUAUGCACUUUCUAGUACAACAGGUGGGGAAACAAGGGCUGUUUAUGGGCUUAAUAAAAUACACUGUUACACUAUAGUUGAGUUCCAAGUCAUUAAAAAAUGACAAUUUAAUGCUUUUCUAGAGAGCGAGGCUGAUACAAACACACAUUAUAUAAUAUAUAUUAAAGAAGGCUAUCAAAGCUGCUUCAGGAGAAAUUAAUAAUGGUUUAUCUUCACAUACAUAAAUCACUUCCCAUCAUUCUUGGAUGCCCAGAAAGGUCAAACAGAUAUUUAUCUUCCUAAAACUACAAUAUCCAGUGGUCUGUUUUGCAUCAUUUACACAUUCUAAGGUUUCUGCUUCUUUUUGUAUGAGAUAAUGUUAGAUGUCUCACAGACACUUUCUCAAAGUGCUUCCCGUUCAGCAUACCACAAAGACACUCAUGGAUGCAGACUUUUGGCCAUUGCAAAAAUGUUAUUACAUACCUUCACCUCUAAAUUUCCAGCCCUUGAUUGCAGCUUAUAUCUUGUUUUCUAGUUACAAUAACCACUAUUCCUUAACUAUUCCAUUAUUUAAAUAAUGGCACCUGCACAAAAUAGCUUUUUUUCUAAUCUACACUAUUUAAAACAUUUGUUUUUCUGAAACUCAAAAUCUGUUUUAUUUUAUUCAGGUGUUAUGGAAAUCAGAACCGUGUCCAUUGGAAUUGUGGCAAUUAAGGGAGUGCACAGUGAAUAUUUUCUAGCCAUGAAUAAGUCUGGAAAGCUAUAUGGAAAGGUAAGCUUUUUUUUUUUUUUUUUUUUGCAAAAAUGCCGAAUAUUAAAGAUGUGUUUACUUUUUGUAUACUGGAUGGUUAAGUGUAAAAAAAUGGAUCCAUGAACAAUGUGAGUCUAUUCACAAAGAUCCAAUUUUCUGACCAACUUUUAAAAGAAAGUUGGUUGAAAAAAGUGGUGCAUGACAAAAGCUUAAAGCCUACAAAAAUUCAUGUUAUUCACUUAUUACAGAGUGUGGGAAAAAAAUAUGACAUACAAAUAGGACUUAAAGGGACAUUAUAGCUUAAUGUAGUGGUUCUGGUGUCUGUAGCCUGUCCCUGUAGGCUUAACAUUGCUGCCUAAUAACACCUUUAGCGGUAGUCACACAGACUACUAUUGGAGGUGCUUCCUGGCCCAGUGCUACACAGCUCUGUAUGGAGAUGCUGAACAUUCCCCAUAGAGAUGUAUUGUUUCAAUACAUCUUUAUUGGGAGAUAGUGAUUGGUACAGCAAAGCGUUUUGCUGUGCCUGCGCAAUAGCCUCCCAAUGCUUUCCUGUGGGAAAGCAUUAAAUUGGCUAAGAUCAUCAAGAUUGAUGAUCUCAGCCAUGGAGGUGGGACCAGCCGUGUGGAGACCGGUGCAGCAUGGAAGAAAAGAUAUGUUUAAUAUCUUUUCUGAGUGAUCAGAGGGGGGCUAGAAAGCUAAACAGUAAGUUUAAUACUGUAGUGUUCGAAAUACAGGUUUGUAUACCUGACACUAUAGUGUCCCUUUAAGCAAUUUGAAUCAACAUUUAAAACCCUGUUGGUUCUGAUUAUCUGCUUAACGCUUAACUUUUAAGUUGGCUAUUAAUAAGCAGGACUUGAUAGGCAGUCAGCAAGAAUUGGGUGUUAAUUGAUGGGUCAAGAUGUCUUAAACGAGGUAUAUUUCAAGCAAACAAUGGUAACAAUGGCACACUAGUAGCGCUAAGCUCAUAGUGGGAAAAAAUAAACAGCAAUAUUUCUAUAUUUAAAAAUAUACUCAUGUGGUUAAAGUGGAACUGCCAGUUCCCUGGAUUUUAAAUAUUAUGAUUACUUAUCCCUAUAUUUAACAAACAUGUAUUUGUGAGGUGUGAAAAAUAAUAUUAACCCCUUAAGGACCAAACUUCUGGAAUAAAAGGGAAUCAUGACAUGUCACACAUGUCAUGUGUCCUUAAGGGGUUAAAGGACCACUAUAGGCACCCAGACCACUUCAGCUUAAUGAAGUGGUCUGGGUGCCAGGUCCAGCUAGGUUUAACCCUUUUUUCUAUAAACAUAGCAGUUUCAGAGAAACUGCUAUGUUUAUUAUAGGGUUAAUCCAGCUUCUAGUGGCUGUCUCAUUGACAGCCGCUACAGGCGCUUCCGCGCUUCUCACUGUGAUUUCCUAUGGACUGGCUGAAUGCGCGAGCGGCUCCUGCCGCGCAUGCGCAUUCAGCCGAAGAGGAGAGCUCCCCGCCCGGCACUGGCGUAAGAGGUAAGUUUAACCCCUUCCACCCCCUAGAGUCCGGCGGGAGGGGGACCCUGAGGGUAGGGGCACCCUCAGGGCACUAUAGUGGUCCUUUAAAUGUAGAAAGGCACACUUCUUCAUCCUGCAACUGGGUGCCUCCAUAUUAGCUUACUGUCAUUCAGCUCUGUCGUUUGGACCAGCCGUCAGCAUACAGAGUAGAAAUAAAAGUUUCUAUCCUCUUUUUCAUUAGCAAUGGUUUUCUGCCUUUGCCAUGUCUGAACUGGAUUGGGAUGUAAUUUGCUAAAAGUUCAAUAUAAAAAUUAAAAGAAAACAGAGCAACACGCCAAAAAGGUUAAUACAAGUUACAGGUGAUUGUUUAAUGUUUUAUCCAAUGGUGUCAAAUGAUAUUUCUUACUAUUACUAAUAUUAGAAAUGUUAAGUGGCAACAAUAUAUAGAACUUUAUUUCCAGGAAUAUUCCUGUAAUCAAACAUUAACAAUCCUUGUUUUGACUUGACAGAAAUCCUGUAAUGAAGACUGUAACUUUAAGGAGCUUAUCCAAGAAAACCGCUACAACACCUAUGCAUCAGCAAAGUGGACAAAUAAUGGAAAAGAUAUGUUUGUUGCUUUGAACACCAAAGGUUCACCUUUGAAAGGAAAAAAAUCAAAGAAAGAGCUAAAAUCCUCUCAUUUCCUUCCAAUGCCAACACCCUAACUGGAUAUAAAAUGAAAUUCACCAGUUCCAGCAGAAAGAUUUUUUUUUUAAUCUAUUUUAAUAAUAUUAUUAAUAAAAAAAAAAACAUAUAAAACACGAGAAAAGCUGGAUCUACUACUGAAAAUCCAAACAAGCUGGACUUGCGCAAUUAUGUGGAUUUAAAAGACUGAUAAAAGAAAUAAUUUCAAACUAAAUGUAAAGAAAACAAAACUUUAAAAAUUAACCCAUACAAAAUAUAGUUAAGAUUAAGUUGUAAAAAUUCUGAAGAUUUGUACAAACAUAUGUUAGUAAUAAUCAUGGGGUAUUAUUUUUGUUAAAUUAUCUAACCCCAAACAAGGAGGAUUGACUUGAUUAUCUGAUAUAUAUUUAAAAUAAAAAUCUGCUUGUUAAAUAUGGCUGCUAUAAAAAUUGUCUUUUUUUUUCUUCUAAAGAGCAGAUAAUAGUGUUAUGUAAAAUAUGUCGGAUUUUUAGGCUGCUGGAAUGAUGUCAGAUUUUCAAGUCAAUUCUACAUGUAGACAUUGAGCGGUACAUAAAUAAAUCCCUUAUUGAAGAAACUGUAUGCACAUUUAUAUCAUAAGAAAAUAUUUUUUACAUUUGUGACUAUGGCAUUCAAAUAAAAAUGUAUUUGUGGAAUGAGGUUAUGCCAUCACUUUCUAUGUAAUCCUUGUUCUGAAGAAUGCCUAUUGCUGCUCAUAUUUUAAAGCAACAGUACUAUCAAUACAAUACUUACUUGUCUAUGUGCAGUCUGGUCUACAUAUGAGAACAUCGACUUCUAUAAUACUGAUUUAAUAAAAUCCUUUCAGAUAUAACAAAAAAAAAACUAUUUUCAUUGUUAAAUACUGCUGUUAUUUAUGAGAAAAUUUCAAAUGUCAAAGUAUUCUGUUGUGUUUUUGGAAUUCCAAAGUUGGCUCAAGAGAAUUGGCAUAACAUGAAGAUAAUUCAGUGUGUCUUGAUUUGAAACCUGUGGAUAAUGAUUGCUUGAUCUCAAAGAGACUGCAAAAUAUGUGACGUGAAAGGAAGCACAGAAUUGCCACAAUUUGUUUUCCUCCAGUAGAAGGGACAGAAAAAGAAAGUUAGAGAGAGGUGGAAAAAAGGCAAUGGUCAAAUUUAGUAGAAAUUUAUUUUCUCGUUCAUUUUUUUUAUUUAUGAUUCCAUGAAGAAUAGUAAUUCCAGAGAUAGUGAAUCAAAUACUGCUCUCCACAAACAGGUAUCGACUUUGAAGACACCAUUCACAAAGUGAUGGUUUCAUUAUAUUUUACUCUCCUUGCCAGUAGACAUACAUUGAUGUACUGGGUUAUUGGACCUUCCAUUGAUGGCAAAUGUAUUGCGACUUAAAAAAGCGUUUAUGUGCUUAUUUGCAAAGUUACUUUGCUUUAUCUGUGGGUGGGACAUUACCUAUUAUCAAAAUAAUUUAUUUAUAUAUUUUUAAAAACAGCAUUUAUGUCAGAUUAUUGAAAUCCAUACUUGGGUUCCCAAAUACUAAAGAAUGCAAGAGCAAAUUUAGAGUCAAAAUGCAUACAGCGCUAUACAUACAACAUACAGUACUGGGCAGUGCUAAACCCUUCAGAUCAAUAACAAGGAAUUUGAAUGCUCUAGUCCGAAGUGGGUUAUUAACCCCUUAAGGACACAUGACAUGUGUGACAUGUCAUGAUUCCCUUUUAUUCCAGAAGUUUGGUCCUUAAGGGGUUAAUCUGAUAUAAAUGGUAUGACAGCCAGAGCAAAGCAAUCCACAGUGAACGGUCUGGUACAGAAAUAAACCAAAAUAAAUAAACCAAAAACAAACAAAAAAAACUUAUGCAGUUCAGAAAACUGUACAUAAACAAUAGGGCUCAAAUGUAUUUCAUCUCACAAAAAUAUAAAUUAUUUAGCUCUGAAAUAAUAGCAAAGAUACAUUUUUUAUGUAUAUUAUAAUCAAUACUAUGUACAAUUCCUCGUAGGGCAUAUGGCUUCUAAAACUGUUUUUGAACAAUUAUUCAUGCUUUUUCUC
This is a messenger RNA of Pelobates cultripes (western spadefoot toad), 51653 nucleotides long. The record is from the annotation of a GenBank genome assembly. Lineage: Eukaryota; Metazoa; Chordata; Amphibia; Anura; Pelobatidae.